CACCCCUUACUUAUCUGCACUUUGGGAGAUUUCUUUUGAUAAUACACACCUCUAUGCCCGAGGAUGUGAGAGGUUAUUAUCUAGAUAUAAUUAAAGAGAAAUUGCUUUCUUGCACCGCAUUUUAAUUGUGAUGAUAAAUUCAUUGGAAACUAAGCAAUUAUCUUGUUUUCCUUUUUUUUUCUUUUUUACAGCCCCCAGAUUGGUCCUGUGGAGUGCAGGAGAUGUGAGUACUUAUUCUGUUGUUGUGGCUAUUUAUUUAUAAAACACUAACAUAAUGUUGUCCAAUAGUUAGCUGCAACAUACAUAAAUAAUCAUGGCUUGUGAGCUAAAUCUCUUAAGAAUCAGUGUUUAUUCACGCUGUUAACACACUUUGCUCCCUAAAAACCCUAUGCCAGUAUGUAAUCUCCUGCUAACCUAUCAUUUGCAGUUCUGUACAGUCCUGUCAACAUUAAAAAAGUGGGACCUUCCAUUGUAAUAUAAGAUUUAUAUAAAAACACUACAACACAUUGCAGUAGUUAUGGUGAUAUUGCUCUUACUGCCCUGGCGCCCUCCUAGAGUAGUCAAACUGCUUAAAGGACCACUAUAGGCACCCAGACCACUUCAGUUCAAUGAAGUGGUCUGGGUGCCAGGUCCAUCUAUGGUUAACCUUGCCUGCUGUAAACAUAGCAGUUUCAGAGAAACUGCUAUGUUUACAUUAGGGUUGAUCCAGCCUCUAGUGGCUGUCUCAUUGACAGCCUCUAGAGGCGCUUCUGCGCUUCUCACUGUGAUUUUCACAGUGAGAAGACUCCAGCAUCCAUAGGAAAGCAUUGAGAAUGCUUUCCUAUGGACUGACUGAAUGAACGCGCGCGCAUUCAGCCGAUGACGUCGGAAAGAGAAGGAGAGUCCCCAGCGCCAAGAGAGCCCGGCACUGGAGAAAGGUAAGAUUUUAACCCCUUCCUCCCCCUUCAGUCCGGCGGGAGAGGGUUCAUGAGGGUGGGGGGGACCUAUUAAUACUAUAGUGCCAGGAAAACGAGUUUGUUUUCCUGGCACUAUAGUGGUUCUUUAAGAAUGGAUUAAAAAGUAAUAUACUACUGGGCCCUGUGCAGGUUACCAGUUUGGGGACCGCUCCAUUCAUUCUUUACAUAGGGAUGGUUUAUGGGGCUAAGCAAAUACAUGGUUCCAGUGUCCCUGUCUAACCACCUAGGGUCGACUUAUGGUUAAUCCUGCUCUAAUCCAGCUGAGCACGCACUGCCGUCUCUCUGCUGCUAGAAGCCACUGAGGUAAGCUUUGCCAUGCAAGGCUGGAUGCAUGAGAUCGCUUAGCUGAUGUUUUGCAUCCAUUAAAUCCAGCUGUGCAUAGUAGGGUUUAGGGUUUGGCGCUAACUAAAGGUUCCGUGCAGCAACUUGUGGCAGCAGUGAAAGUGGCUGGUAUGUUGUUAAACCAUUCUUUAAUAGUACUUACUCCAGGCGGGCGCCAGCGCCAACGCAGUGUAGCUUGCUCUAGUGGUUGCUUGGAGUGUUACUGUAAAAGCUGAUCUGAUCCUUAAAGAACCACUAUAGGUACCCAGACUACUUCAGCUCAAUGAAGUGGUCUGGGUGCCAGGUCCAUCUAGUGUUAACCCUGCUGAUGUAAACAUAGCAGUUUCAGAAACUGCUAUGUUUACAAUAGGGUUAAUUCAGCCUCUAGUGGCUGUCUCACUGACAGGCACUUCCGCACUUCUCACUGGGAAAAUCACAGUGAGAAGAUGCUGGACGUCCAUAGGAAAGCAUUGAGUAAUGCUUUCUUAUGGACUGUUUGAAUGCGCGCGCGACUCUUGCCGCGCAUGCGCAUUCGGAGCUGACGUCGGCAGAGGGAGGAGAGUUCCCCAGUGCCAAGGGAGCCCUUCGCUGGAGAAAGGUAAGUGUUUAAACCAUUCAGCCCAGCGGGAGUGGGACCCUGAGGGUGGGGGGGACCUAAAGACCCUAUAGUGCCAGCAAAACUAGUUUGUUUUCCUGGCACUAUAGUGGUCCUUUAAGGGUUUAAAAUGCAAUAGUCACAACUGGUUCAGAGCAUAGUUAAAUUGCUGAACAAAGGUUAAAGGAACACUAUAGUGUCAGGAAUACAAAUGUGUAUUCCUGACACUAUAGUUCUAACAUCUUAGUUUAGGUCCCUGGUCCACUUUACCCCUGGUUAAAAACUGGGGCUUACUCACCUUUUUUCAACACUGCAUGGGUGAGUGACGGCUGGCUCCACCCAUAACCCACCCCCUUGGCUGAGAUCAUAAAACUUGAUGAUCUCAGCAAAUCCAAUGCUUAACCAUAGGAAAGCAUUGGGAUGCUGCCACACAUGUGCGGCAUAUCGCUGCACCAAUUAUCAUCUCCAUGAGGAACGUUCAGUGUCUCCAUGCAGAGUGUGAUGACUCUGAACGUCAGUGCUGCACAGUUUGGCCAUCUGCGUGACUGCCACUGAAGGUGUCUUUAGGCAGCAAUGUAAACACUGCCUUUUAUAAGCUGUAGCUGUUCUGGUGACUAUAGAAUACCUUUCACUAUUAUAAAUAAUAAUCAUAAUGGGCUUUAAAAUUGUUUUUUUACCCAAUUCUGCAUAUUCACAGGAAGGUCUGUUAACAUCCACAAUUGAUUUUGUGGGGGACUGUGGGAUCAUGGUUCCUGAAAUGAAACCACACUGCCAGGUUCUACUGAUGGAGGAAAAUAGGCUUUGAGUCAGCUAUGAAAAAUUUCGUCACAGCAGAUAUAACAGUAGUGUAUACUGGGGUCUUAAAACCUGACAUUGCCUCUUAGGUUAUUUACCGCAAUUCUUGGUAUUUUUACUGUAAUCUCAAUGUUUCACAGUGAAUGGCAGAUUCUCGUGGUAUCCAUCAGUUUUUUAACAAACAUCCCAAAAGAUCCAGAUCUAGUGGGACAGUCCUGAUUCACCAUCUGAGUCUUUAUCUAUUAUUCCCAGAAGAUGCAGUGUAUCUUAAACAAAGUGCCCCCAGGGUCCGACCAAUUCUGUUCUUUUCCCAUACCUCCCAAUGAUUCUGUUUCCAUACCUCCCAGUGCUUGGAGGUGCGCUGGUACUUGCUAGGCUUCAUAUCUACAUGGUUCACAUGAGCGCCAGGCUGGCACGCUCCCUUUUUGUAUAUGCUUGUCUCUUGUCACCAGUGAUGCAUAUUAAGUCACUUGCACAACCUCUCUCUAUCCCAGUAUCCCCAUCCAUCCGCAAAACAUACCUCCACAUGCUAGGAGUUAGUCUGCAAAUAGAUAUCAUUAUACUGUAGCCCUCUAAAGAUUGUUUUUCAUUAACGGUUAUAGUUGUAAUCCCUUCUUAAACACAGGUGAUUUCAUGAAGGACAUCUAAAAUUCCUAAGACAUUGUGCUUUUUAUGAAAAAUAGUAAAAUCUUACCUUUAUUCCAGUCGGCUGGUGCUGGCUCUGCUCCUGAUCUGCCUCCUUGGCUGACAUCAUCAGAAGAGAUGAUCUUAGCCAAUAACUAUGCUUUUCCAUAGGAAAGCAUUGGAUUGCCUGAAAUGGUCAAUUCUGAUUAUCUCAACCAAGGAGGUGGGCUGAGGGGCAGAGCCAAACGCCACCCUUGCCAAUGAUCAUCUCUUGUAUCAAUGAAUCUCUAUGAGUAAAGUUUAGUGUCUACAUACAGAGGGUGGAGACACUGAAUGUCAGUGUGCAGCACUGCUCCAGGAAGCACCUCUAGUAGAACCUUUAGGCUUAACUGUUAACAUUGUCUUUUCUCUGAAAAUGCAGUGUUUACUGCAAAUGCCUGCAGGUGCAUGCUAUAUUCACCAGAACAAUUACAUUAAGGUGUAGUUGUUCUGGUGACUAUAGUGUCACUUUAAGCUACAUGAUUGUCAUGGUUAAACAGUAUCUACAGAAUAUAUACAUUUUAAAUGAUUAAAACUUUGAAGGGUAAUUGGGACGUGCCUUAGGAAAAUUCUCAGGCAUGCAUAUAAUAGGUUACUUAACAAGUUAAGUAAAUGGAAAAGUGGCCUUACUGGUAAAUCUUAGUGUUAUAUGCAUGCAUGAUUUGGCAGCUCAAUUGUUUUCUGAAGAUUUUUUAAAAUACCAUAUUUAACCCUGUCACUAGAAAAUUGUAUAUACAUAUUUUGACCUUUAUGGAAAACAAAACAAAUUUCAGUUUAUAAAGGCUUUCAUUUUUUUUUAAUUUGGCCCACAUUUGAAGUUCAGGGUGGUGACAAAGAUAUCUCCCUGAUGAUAUUUAUUUUGGAUUAUACAUGGCAGCAAGGGGACAUGGUUCUCUUCCUUCUCCCCACACAGUAAGUACGUUUGAAUUAGAAACGUUGUUCAUUCGUUAUCACAAUCAGUUAGUGGGGUAUUUUAAGAUGUCCAUUAGAUGGUGUUAUAGCAUCUUGCAAAUCCCUGUACAAUUCAAUAAUUUAGUAGUGCCCACAUACAUAACAUGUUUAUAUAUUCUGUUGCCAUUUUUAUAAAGCUGCAUUUUUACAAAAGGCACCCAGUUUUUUGUUUUUUUCAAUUCGUUAUUUUUGACUGACAGAAUAGUACAUAAAUCACAGUGUACAAAAAAAGUUCAAUAUAGCAAUAAACAGUAACAGGAACAUUAGUGCAAAUUUCGAGAAUCAACAUCGUAGCAAACAAAGUGUUAAUUUGGCACCCAGUUUUAAAGAGAAACCGUAGGCACUUUAACAACUUUAUUUUUAUUGAAGUUGUUAUAGUGCCUGCAGUCCUGCCCCCCCACCCCCUGCUAUUCUACCACCCAAAACACUCUAGUUCACUAGCUAGAGGACUUGGAAGCACAGCUUCAAGCCACAUCUGCAAUCCCUCUGGGUAUGAGAGCUGGGAAUCUUAAUUGCCGGUUCUCAUACCGUAACAUACUGUGACGUCACCCGCCAUGUAGAGUGCUGUUGCAGUCGGCCAUAAAGAAAUUAGCUGUGCAUCUUAUAUUCAAAUACAUCAUACUGUAAAUUUUUUUAAAUGUUUACCAUUUGCAAUCUCCACACCAUUUAUUGCUGUCAGACAGACAGCCACUAGGCGUUUGGACUAAAAUAGAUUAAAUUAUUGCAUCUAUUUAACAUCUGAUGGUAGCAUGCAAAGGAGUAUGUUCAAUGCUUCUCUAGGAGCACUGAACAAAAGUAAUCCGUCUUGAUCAAUUUUCAGGAGGGGAGGUUCUUACUCUUGUGGCACUAGAAUAGGGAUACGUUUUAUGACUUUGUGUUUUUUUUCUUAAAUAUAGUAUUCUAAAAAAUAAGGAACACCUAUAAUUAAAUAUAAGGUAACUCUCGGUGGACAUUUCAGGGAUUGUGCAUAUAUGUAAUUGUUGGUAUUGAUUUUGCUAUGUUAUAUUGUAGUUAUAAUGUUUAUUUGUCCUUUAACAGGUCUAAUUGAAUCAUAAGUUAAUGUUGCUUGCUCAUGUCAUAAAGUCGGGGUGGUGUUUGUAGUGUUUGUUCUUAUCAUACGACAUUGGUUAUAAAAUACUAUCAGGGCUAUUCACUAAAAUGAGAAUUUAAAGUAAACUAAAAAUUCAAGGUCAAAUAAUUGACCUGGAAACAUUCAAGACAGAUAUGAAUACACUUUGAAUUCGCACUUUUGUGAAUAACCCUGUAUAUCACUGCCAUGGAUGUCUUCUCUCCUCUCGACACAUUCUAAUACCUUGUCUCUUAGUUCUUUACAUAACUAUAUGUUCAAUAUAAAUAUAUAUAUAUAUAUAUAUAUAUAUAUAUACAAUCUUCAUUUAUUGACCACGAAUGACUUGACACACUUUUUUUGUACGUAGAACAUAUGAUUGUGUCUUCCAGAUAAAAAAAUAUUAUACAUUCAUGAGAGCUUCCAGCUGUGAUAUUGAGAGAUAGGAGCAACGUACAUAUACAAUAUACAAAGUAUCUGCUGUUUACAAGCCGCUAAUGAGGGUCCCUAUUCACAAAGUGCUUCCCUUGCCAAUUAAAAUUUCUCAUAAGACCUUCCAUUAGGUCGGUGGUUUGCUGUUUGAAUCCCCAUUAAAACAGGAAUGCAUUUUUGAUAAAUCACUCUGGUGUUUUAAUGUGGAUAUAUAACCUUGAGAUAAGUGACUUGUCUUCCAUUAACAUGAUCCUAUGACAUCACUCUCACUCUCGAAGCUUUAUAUCUAGAGCAGCAUUAGUGCGAUAUCUGUCUCUGUCACUAAUGCACGGACGUCAGUAAUGCAAUGGUUGUGACAUAUGGUGCAAUCUUCCCAUUACAGAGAAGUCUCCAUGAAUUCCCCCCUUGCCGUGUGCCGUGACCUUUGUUUAACAUGACCCUCAUUACAAGUAUUGAUUGUGUUAAUCUACCUUGUGUUUUCUGGCUCACGAUCUUUGCGCAGUUAAAGCAGAGAAAACUUGCUUCCCAGCAAAAUGACUUUGUAUUUUAUCUUUUUGUGAACUGAGUACUACCAACUCAUCUAAUGUUGUGUAUGGAUUUCUGGCAAAGGUUUUAUAGUAUUGUCUGACGUUCACUCAAAAUCCGACAUCAAAUAGGUCAGCAUUUACAAUCCAUUCUUUCUCUUAAAAAUACAUGAAUCACUAAAUUGGUUUCUUAGUAUUUAACUCAAAUACAACAGCCUCUCCCAUCUACAAUUGACAAAUCAGGUUUUUUUUUAUUUUCACCUGCACAUCUGACUUCUCUUUCCUGACUCAUAUGGAAUGAAAAGUGUCACCUAGCAGUAUAAAAUUAAUUUAUUGCUGCAGGGAAAUUAAUUAAUUAGUGACAGCCUAUUCUAUUGAAUUGCCUAUGUGAUUAACUGAUCUUCCUCCAGCAAUAGAUUCAUUCUGCACACAGAAAAAAACAAGUCAAAUGGCCGGUUUGGCAGCCCUAGACCCAUCUUUGUUUUUCCACAAUUUUUCCUGUGCCAUCAUUUGGCUUUCGGUUUAAAGGAAUACUGUCAACAUUUUUUAAUCUUUAUGAAAAAUACAAAAUUAUAUGCAAUUUUGCCUCUCUUUGUUUAUGUUGUAAUGUGUACAUAUAUGUAGAUGCCUCUUUUUAAUGCAUCUACUGGUUUAUCCUUGUUUCACAGGGGCAGCCAUCUUUAAAGGGACAUUCCAAGCACCAUAGUUAUAGUUGUUUUGCGGUCUGCUGGCUGCCACUUCCCACCUCCACUAACUCAAUAAGAGAUACAAUUAAAAUAUCAUGUGUGGAAAAGCAGUGUUUAGAAACGAUUUGAAACUUCCAUUUGAAAACUAUGUGCUUAUAGCUGCUACCAUUCUGUAUGUGUAACGCUCCAAAAAAACACACAAACACGUAAAAUAUCAAUAAACAGUACAAAGCGCUGUGUAACCUUUAAACUGUAAUACUCAUGGGUAUUGCACUUUACAGGUUAUACAGCAACAGGAGAGAUUGAAGCUCCUGCAUAGGAGAUUUCGUUACCUCUCCUGAGCUAAGCCCUGGAGUGCAGGGCUAACUUAUGGGCUAAGAAUGUCAGAUAAAUGCUUUCCGUCAAUGAACCGCCAGGCUUAGCUCAUACAGAGGGCUUCCAGCUCUCUGUCAGCUAUAGUGGAGGCAGGGAGCAGAGCUUAGCAGAUUCCAGGUGACAAGUCAGACCAUGCUUUGCCUAAUGGGGUGGGGUAGAGCGCAGGGCCAGAUUUGCCAUAAGGCCACCGAGGCCAUGGUCCUAGGGCGGCAGGCAAGCAAGGGGCUACAUGACCGCUGUGAAGAUGAAAGAUCUCCUUUACUAGCAAGACGAUUCUGCUGUCGUGGGGCCAAGGAAGCCGGUAUGGCUGACGCUCAAAUUGUAUCACAGUGUUUCCGCAUGUUACAGCGGCAACACUUUGAUACAAUCCCCUGGCGCCGUCUGGAAGGAGCUGUUUGCACCCACCAAACUAUCAGGGACCAGAUUCCCCCUCCCUGGCCUAGGUAAGCAACAGGGAGAGGGAAACUUUUUUUAAGCAGCUCCUCAGCUCCAUGUGCCCCACAGUACAAUCCCAGUCCUUUAAUUACAGGCCCCCAUCCUUCCGGUAGAGCCACUAUCUCCCCUCCCCCCACACACUAUAGUCCCUUCCCCCUACAACAGCAGCUAUCCUCCCACUAGAGCUCCUAUUCUCCCACUAUAGCCGCUAUCACCCCACCAAAGGCCCUAUCUCCCCUUCUAAACCCUUAUCUCCCCAUUACAGCAACUAUCCCCUCACUACUGGCUCUAUUCCCCUACUAUAGCUCCUAUCCCCUCACCACAGCUCCUACCCUCCCACCACAGCCAUUAAAGGGAUACUAUAGUGCCAGGAAAACAAAGUCGUUUUCCUGACACUAUAGGUUUAAUAGGUCCCCCCUCUCUCACGCCCCCUCUUCAGCUACUUACCUGAUUUCAGCCCCGAUAUCCCUCGGCGCUGGGUCAGGCUCCGCCCACCCUCUUCCCCCUCCGCAAUGGCCCCAUGCGCGCAUUAGACCUCCCCAUACGAAAUCAUUAUUUAAUGCUUUCCUUGGGGGGAAAUCUGACGUUGGAGGUCCUCGUGCAGAGCUUGAGGACGUCCAGAGUCAGAUAACAGACCAUUUGGGGUCCAUUUGGAUUCCAGAAGCGUCCCCCAGUGGUUGUUUGGUAGACAGCCACUGAGGGCAGACUUAGAGCUGCAAUGUAAACAUUGCAGCACUAAGUGCAAUCGGGACACAGCACCCAGACAACUUCAAUUAGCUGAAGUGGUCUGGGUGUUUACAGUGUCCCCUUAACCUCCACAACAGCCUGGGAGGGCACCAGGACAAUACGAUCAGCAUAACCAUUACAGCAUAGUGGUCAUGAUGCUUGGAGUGUUCCUUUAAGUCAUCUUGGGAUAGAAGCACAGUUUAUCCUGCUGCAGAGCAUGAGAAAAAAAAGACUGAAAACUGCUCUGAGCACAUUUUUUACAUUCCGGGUGCUUAAACAGGAGGUCAGGAUUCAUGAUCACACACUAGCUAAUUACUGUAUGGCCUUUCUAACCAAAGAAAACUUAAAGAUGGCUGCCCACACAGAACAAGGUUAAGCAGGAAAAUUCACUAAAAAGAUGUGUUUACAUAUUUGUAUGCAUAAUAAAAUAAUACAUUGAGAAGCUUAUAUAUAUAUAUAUUUCAUUUUUUUUUCGUCAGUUACCACUAAGGUAUUUUGCUUAUUAUUAAAAACGUAAAUUGAACCGGGCCUACAUAUAACGAAUAUUUUGCCCCAAAAAAUAAGAGCAUAAAAAAACAGAAAAGAAACUUCACAGGUUAUGGGAGAUGAAAAAACCUCUACUUACCCGAUCAUAGAAGAAACGCCAGGCGAGGAGACACAGGACCCCAGAAAGCAAAUCACAAAAGUAAAAAAGCGCCACAACAAGCGCUCAUUUAUAUCCAAGCGUAAGUUUGGAUAUUGGAUAGAAGAAAAUAAAAGGAAAGCUUACUUACAUGUUUUGGACCACUGGGCUAUUAGACAUAGAAAUGUCUUAGGAACUGGAGGUCCAAAACGCGUAAGGAAGUGUUUCAUUUUUGUGGCCAAUAAACUUCAGCUUAGAUGUUAGUGAUUGCUUGCUGUGAUGUAUUUUCCUUUAUUUUAUUUUUGUGAUAUUUUGCUUUAUUACAUGUCACUGGAUGUGGUGGCCGUAAGGGACAGCUUGUGAUAAGUAUAACUUACCAUCCCCCACACACUGCAAAAUAUGCAAAGACCCCGAAAAGUUAUAGAUCCGCUUUUACACAUGACUCCUAAAAGUCUCAGAAUUAAUGGGACCUUCCUGAAUUUGGGUCUGAAUCCAUAAUUUGGUGGUGUUGUACUUCUGGGGAUUACUGAAAAAACUUCCCAAUAAUUGAGGUGCAUCAUUAGAUGCGUGCUUGAAGUGCUCAAACUGUAUCUAGGUGUUCACUCCGUAAAAGAGUGCAUUAACAGUGAUGUGUGCAUGGACUACCCUAAUUGCGGGUGAAUUGACACUUUGUCAGUAAUGGCACAUUCGCUACGGAAUUUAACGGCGCUAUAUAAAUAAUAAAAUAAUAACAAUAAUUCUAACUGGUAACUAAAAGAUGCUGUUGUUUUUUUUAUUUUAAAAAACAACUUUUUUUACGGCAUAUUUGAAUUUGCAUGAAGGCAAGGCUUGCAGGCACACACUGGCAUUCAAUGCAAAUUCAAAAUAUCCCACAAUCCGUCUGAUGCUCUGCCCAUAACUAUCUGUGCAUACACAGAGAAUGGUGGGAAGAUGAAGUCGGGAGAGUAUGUAUGCACAGAGCACCUUAGGACGAUUCUGGUUCCAGUUGCCCAAAAUGCUUCAGAGGUAGCUGUGUGUUUUUUGCUUACCAUCUUCACACCUAAUGACAGCAUACACUUGAACAAUGAAAGAGGACUGUAAAACUACAGAAGCAACUUUUAAUAAAGAACGUGUUCUGUGGCUGGCCUGCGUGAUGCCUGUUAUUCAGUCUUAUUUGCCACCUUGCUAGACCACAAUCCAUAUACGCAAUUUUCCUGUUGUCUCUGUUUUAAAGUUUGGUAGAAUAAAAAAAGUAUGUAUUUUUAAAUAGACAUGAUCACUUCCUUUGCUGUGCUAUAGUUACACAUCUCAACUCUUUUUGGAGAACCAGCGUCACCCUCUAUAAAUAUACCCAGUCUAUCAGGGACAAACUGUAAUUUUACCAGUAGGUGUUUUUUGUUUUGUUUUUGUUUUACUGUGGUCUGCACACCCAACUUGUGUGACUGUACAAAUCUGCAAGUAGUUGCUUAAAAGUUUCCAAAAAUACCUAUUGUAUUGGGUUAAGGUUUAUGUCCAUUUUAACUGCCAACACCUCUGCAUUGCGCAAAUAGUUCUGUUUGAUUCCUUUAUUUAUUUAUUUAUUUUUAAUAUAAUCAUUUGUUUCAAUUUUGAUUUACAUCAUAAGCAACAAUGUCAAUGCGCGACUAGCGUUUUCUGUCAAAUCGGUGGUAUCCCAGCUAUGAUGCUGUAGACGUAAACAUGCAUCUGUAUGUACACAUGUCAACAUGCCAGGAAUGCCCAGUCUCCGUGGUAAUAUGCAAAGUAAGACACCCCCUGCCCCAACCCCUAAAUAAGGCAGGUAAAGUUAGUAUAAUGAAUUUUGCAGGCCUAAAAACAUUCAUAUUUAACAAUUGUGUAUGUAUAAAUGUAUCUAUGUUUGUGCAUAUUUCUGCGCUCUUUGUAAUGUAUUGUGUUUGAAUCUGUGAGUAUAGUGAGUAUAUGCAACUCUGCAUGCGGGGUUAAAGAUAAUGUUGUGUCCAUGGAUCCAUAUGUUACCGCCCGUACCAGUAUUUUUCUUUACUUAUCUCCACUGCACAAGUGGCAGUGCCUCGUUAAAUUAUAUAAAAGCGAUAACUGCAUAUCUAUGCAAGCAUAUGCAACAAAAAUGCCAGUUUCAAGCAAAAUAAAUCCCCUUUCACAAAUUCCCUAAGUAUCACCUCUCCACUGUCUAAUGGACAGCCAAGGAUGCUUACUGCCUCAUAUGCUUUGAAUUGUAGUUCAAAGCAGGAGCAAGUGUUUCCCUUAGAGCAGCAUGGUUUCAACCUGUGACUGCCACACCUGCGCCACAAAGGGGCGGGCUGGCCAGGGGGGAAGGGAGGCAACUGCCCCCCAGGCCGCCCUAAAUGUUUUGAAAAACGGCCGCUGCAGGGACGAUCCUGGGCUAGUGCAACGUGCACAGGCGCCAGGAAGUGGAGUGUGCCACGCGGAGCAGGCUGAUGCCCUGUCACAGGGAGCCCAGCAGGUGGCCACCUAAGGGCACCCCCGUAGCAAGGCAGAGUAGGCACCUGCUUGUCCCAGAUGGCAGGUGCCUGCUCUGCAGCAACAUACUGGCCGGCUGAGGAAGGAGGCAGGCGGCGGCGAGGGAGCGCUGACUGUGCUGAUGAUCUUCCUGCUCCCUCGCGCGCCCUCUCUGGUGAUGCCGGGAGCCAGAAUAUGACGUCACUAAACAGUGCGAGGGAGCAGAGAGGAGCGGGAAGAUCAUGAAAGCCACUGGACCUCGGGGAGAGGACCCAGAGGACUCCUAAAAUUAGGAGCAACAAGGAAUAAAAUUAAUUUGUGAGUAUGUGUGUCUGAAAGUAAGUGUGUCUGUCAGUGAGUGUGUGUCAAUAAGUGUGUGUGUGUGUCUGUCAGUGAGUGUGUGUGUCUGGAAGUGAGUGUGUGUGUGUGUGUCUGUCAGUAGGUGUGUGUGUCUGUCAGGGCCGUCUUUCCGCAUAGGCAUGCUGGGCAGUAGCCUGGGGGCCUCACAGGCAUGGAGGCCCCACCACGCUGCCCAGUGUGCCCGGCUAACAGGGGAGAUCCCUUGAUUUGUAUUUCUAACACUAUAGUGUUCCUUUAAGUAAGCUAAUCGGCCAGUUAAUAGCUGCUUCUAUAAAACUGCAUGACAAUUUCAUUCAUGUUGAUUUCAAGAAUGCAACCACUCAUGACUAAAUCGUUUGAGGCCAUGUGAGAUAAAAUGAUAAACUUGUGCCUUUGGCGUAAUAUGUACACGUUUAGGAUUUUAGGAAAAUUUCUGUGCAUUGAAAUGUACCUCUUAAUAUAUUUACUUUGUUGUCAUACGGUCUGAAAUGUUGUCAUAUUUGCAUGAAUGGUUUUGGCCUGAAACAUACCAAACUAAUAUUUAGAUUCCCUAACUGUGCUUUGUGUAAGCAUUCGAUAAUUAUUUUAUUGGCAUAAUGUACCUUAUAGUCUCGUGCUUUUAAUUGCCACAUAUUAUUCCUUCACUGUUUACACUUAUGAUUUUUUAAAUUUUUUUUAUUUGUGGUCGGAUAGAGUAGGCCGAGUUAUAGUAAUGUUGGUGUAAGUCGGUAGUGGUGUGCCGGAACCGACGUUCCGGUAGGCCUGUAAAAGAGGGCCCACCAAGAUGAAUGGCUUUAUAAAGUUUUGGGUUUAGGUUGGGUGGGCUGAACCAGGCAGACUCAGCCCAGAGGAAGGGGAGGUCUAUAUGUACAGGCCGGGUAACUACUCCCACAACUACAGGCUUUGCCCACCGGCUCAGCCUUCUCAUUUUUUUGUUUAGUUUAUAUUAGUCAAAAAUUUUCCCUCCCACAGUAUAUGUUUUUCCAUUAACCUCCAUUAAUAUCUGUUUGGCCCUUGAUCAAUAAAAAAUAUUUGCAUCAACACAUUAUUUCAACUGUGCAAUACAAUUACAAUAAUGGUUUAUUGGCAUUACUAAUAAGUAUUGCCAUUUCCUAAAAGUUCAUUUGUACAUUUUACAUUUUUACAUUUUCUUUACCUCAUUUGCCAGUCAGAAAUGAAAAUAAAAGAGGGUUUUAUGCACUAAACCAAAUAUUUUACAGAAUUGACAUGAGCUGAUAAAAUUAUUACAAAAUUGUUAAUCUGGAAAAAAUCUCAAAUGCAGCUAUUUUUCUGGCUAAAACUCUGUAUUAAAAUUGGCGUUUAUCUUGUUGUACCUCCACAGUUCCCAGUUAAGAGACUAAAAAAAAUUAGGCUUCGAUUUAAUAUUUUUGGAUAAACCCCAAAAAUAUAUAUUUUUUAAAUAUAAAAAUAUCAAACAUAUUUCAUUUAAAUUUUUUUUUAUCAAUAUAUUAAAAAAUAUAAAAAUUUGAAACUACAAAAAUAUUUUUCACAAUAUUAAAUCAUUAAAAAAAAAAAAAAAGAAGCUUAUCCACAAAUAUUAAAUCAAGGACUUAGCGUGUACAAACUGUAUGCCCUCUUAAUGUUGGGAUCUCAUUUUUAUUUGCAUUAUUUGGUUGCCAUAGAUGGUAACACAACAGAGCAUAGGAAUAUAGUAUUGUGGACUACUCGCAGGAGUAGGCAACCUUCGGUAUUCCAGAUUUUGUGGACUACGUUUCCUUUGAUGCUUUGCCUGCAAAAUGGUACUAGGAACGUUAUGGGAGAUGUAGUCCACAGCAUCUUGAGUGCUGAAGGUUGCCUACCCCUAGCUGUCUGAUCACGUCAGUAUAAAAGGGUUGCAUUUUCCCACCAGUAGUGUCUGUUCUGUAUUGUAACAUAAAGAGUCAUUCUCUAAAGUGUGAGCUGUCUGGAUCACAAAGUGAAUUUCAAAUUAUAAACCAACAUAGCCUAACUGAAAACACUGUUGACUUUUCAAUUCCAUUAUUAAGUCCUAAAACACAAUUCACACUUUAGUGAAUAACCUUGUUAGUUCUCUGAGACAGUAAUAAUGUCAUGUCAUGUUAUAUGGUUAAUAUCAUGUUUAGCACAGGUAUAAAUCGAUGGCUACUGUUUGAGCAUUUCUUUUAAUGUGCAUUCUUACUGAAUUUUCAUGUCUUUCAUGUGAUUGUAAGGUUUUCUUCCGAAUUUUACCUUAAAGGAACACUAUAGUGUUAAACUAGCCUGGUGAUCAGGCCCCUCUCUGUAGAGUCAAAAGCUGAGUUCCAUCGCCGCACCUGGCCCCCCGCUCGCAUGGCUGAGAUUAUAUUGAUGAACUCCACCAAAUCCAAGGCUUUCCCAUUGUAUCAAUGCAUCUCUAUGGAGAGUGUUCAGAGUCUCUGCUGAACAUCAGUGCUGCACCUCUAGUGGCCAUCUGAGUGACUGGCACUAGAGAUGUUACUAGGCAGAAAUGUAAACACUGCCUUUUCUCUGAAAAGGUAGCGUUUACAGUGCUAAGACUUCAGGGACAGGCUAUAAACACUAGAACCACUAUAUUAAGCUGUAAUGGUUUUAGUGACUGUAUUGUCACUUUAAUGUGAGAAUGUUGUUGUUUUUUUUCUCAUCCUCAGCAUUUUCCAACAUCUGUCCCUCUGUCCCCGCCCUAAAUUUUAUUUAUGUUUCCAGGGGACAGAUUACUUAGCCUCAGGAAAAUUUACAUUAUUUACUCAAUUGCCCAACUGGGUAUACUUGAUUUUUCAAAGUGCAGUUGCAGCCAAAAUACAAAUUGCUCUGGUAAUGACAGUGCUAGCUUUAGAUGUAAUAGACUCGGAACACCUGUUUAAUGAUCACUGUAAAUACCUAAUUACUAUAUAUAUGUUUUAAUAGUAUGAGUAAUUUGUAGAUAUACCUUAAUGUGAUUGAGUGUGCUUCUCAAACCAGUAGAAGCAGAGGAUACAACAUACUAUAUAAACAAUGGAAUACUGGAAGAAAUAUAUAUAUAAUAAAACGUAACCUUUAAUAAAAGUAUAAAUCCCUAAAAGGUCUCAUAAGACAAAAAGACCCACUACAACAUACACAACAUACACACAACAAAAAUUAAAAAUGACAUAGGCUGGUCCAUACUGCACCAAAAAUGGUAAAAGCCAUUUCAUUUAAUCUGUCUUAGUGGCUUUUACCAUUUUUGGUGCAGUAUGGACCAGCCUCUGUCAUUUUUUAUUUUUGUUGUGUGUAUGUGCACAUAGUACUAUUUGUUUUGUUUUGUAGUGGGUCUUUUUGUCUUAUGAGACCUCUUAGGGAUUUAUACUUUUAUUAAAAGUUAAGUUUUAUUAUAUAUAUAUAUAUAUAUAUAUAUAUAUAUAUGUAGAAAGGCCAUUAGGCCUGAAUUUGUGGGAGGAGUAAGUCCCCUACUUAAGCUCCCAGCCCCUACUCACCGCUGCCGCUCAGCUGAUUGUCCAGCACUUCCGGUCCAGCUUCCCGCCAGAACUGUACCUGUUUCCAGCAGCCAGACGCCCUGUGCAAAUCCUCCGUCCGUCCGAGGCCCCUUCCACUCCGUUUCUCUCCGGUCGAGGUACCCGACUUCCGGUCACGAGACCGGCGCGUUCACGUAAGCAAGGCGGGGGAAUUAGCGUUCGCUUUUUCCCCGCCGUUCGGGCCUAAAAACGUAGGGGUAGGCUCCCUCCUUUUCGCAUUUUCACGAAUACACGCUGUUCGUUAAUAUCUCCAUUCGCGCCAAAAAACGCACGAACGUUCGGCUCAUUUCGCUAUCAUUUAAUGCAUUUUCGUACGGAAACAACCGAAUAAAUAUUCAUGUUUAAGCUCAUUAUUAUCUGCAUUCACUUUUCCGUUCGGUUAUUUCAGCACCAACCUACUCGUAUGGUUAAAUUCACGAACACCAUCUUACUAAUUUACAUUCGGUUAUUUCUAUUCUUUUAAGCUAAGAUUGCAUAAGUUCUAAUCACAGUCCUACUAUUAUUUAUUCCUUCAUAUCAGUUUGCGGUUACAUUAUAUGGUUAACUACCAGCCCUGUGUUUUCCUACCUUGUUAAACCAUUUAAAGUAUUUUUUCUGUAAUAUACAUAAUGUUCAUCACGGCUCAUAACUUCAUACGUGUCUAAAUUCAAGCUAUACCAAUCUUUCCUAAUAACACUCAGAUAAGUCUUUUUAAACACUAUUUACAAGUUAUACCCUUUACACAUAAUCCGUACUAUUCCUUGCACAUAAAUCACGCUGUCACAUUUUUCGGCUUUUACAGAUUGCAUCGGUCUCUUGCUUUUCUGCAUUAAAGUUGUUAUUCCAAGGUCCUUUUAUUACAGGAACAGGUAUGGUUUAUUAUCACCUUGAGUUAUCAGGUUUUAUCAAUUAUCUUCACAUCUAUUGCUAACUAUGGAAUUUCUCUCGGUUAAACCCUUAGAUCCUGUAUUAAUCUAAGAUUCCACCGUUUCCACGCAGUUAACCUGCCACGAUUAAAACAAUCUCUGUACUUUAAUCAAAGGUAUAGUUCACUCUCUUUUCAAUACUAGACCUCACGCGGUCUCAACUCCAUUACUACCUUCCCUCAGGCUUACGCCCAGGAUACGUUAUCUCUUUACUACUUGUCUACACAGACUUUCGGUCAUACGGCCACCAGGCUCAAGAAGACACCAAAUCCUGACACGGUACACAGCCAUACCUUCAGGUACUUACAUCCUUACUCAAGUACGUCCAUUCGCUACCCCAAGGCCUCAUUCUGCCUUCUCAAUCAUAUCCAAAAUCAUCCCAUUCCUACACCUAAACCUCCCAGAUCCCUCAAUGCAGGAUCUCACGUCGUGCCCCUAACAAACCUUCUCCCUAUACUAUUCAUACGACAUCACGAUACGUAUAAACACAUCAACAUCUGUCUUAAACCCCCAGGAUUCUUCCUCAAAGACAACAUUAAGACAAGACUCUCUACACUUACCAGGAGGCUCCAGAUACCAUUUGCGACCAGUCAAGGUUAGUAUCCACACACCAUUCCAGUCCUCUAACUUUACCCUUUAGCAUACUAUCGAACUGGCUAUACGGCACAGGCUAAUGCCUUAGCCCACCUUAUCAGGAAAUCUGAUCCCGCGAGGCCUACCACCCCCACCCCACCUCAACACGGAGGUACGGCCCCACGCCCAAAUCAUAGUUAUAAGCCUCGCAUGCCUUACUAUAGGGCUCUAGUUAGGGCCUCACCUGUCACGGCCACACGUUUUGAUUUCUCUUAUCGUCACCGAGAGGCCAACAUCCCGCCACCACGUCUGUGGCACCUACGUCAUAAGCCAAAUCAUAGGUAGAGCCUCUCAUCGCCACUUGGCAUUAGCAGGGCCUCACCUAUCCAGUCAUUCAAUAGUUAAGUUUUUCGCCUCGGCAUCUAGCAUUAAAGUCCAGUUCUUCAAGACACACCACUCCCCAUACCCCCCCUUCUUACCUCACUCCCCUUCUAAUAUAUCUUUCACAUAAUCAUUCCUUUUUAGAAUGUCCCAAGAACCAAUUCCAACCGAAGAACUGACAGAAGAAGCACCAUUCACGCCAAUCAGACCCGUGUCUCCAGGCGAAUCACUCACUCUUUCAACCCCCACGUCCUUGAGAGCAUGGACUAUUCCCAAAAUCACAGCCGAGCUUAGGCUCAGGGGAAUCCCCUUUCCGGCCACAGCUAGAAAGGCAGAACUUUACAGGCUGCUUACCCACCAAGUCCCCGAGCCUCGGCCGGGAACUAGCUCUCAAGGACAACCACCAAGUACCAGCACGGCCACCCAGGAUACCCUGGCAGAUAUCUUGGCCAAUCUACAGGCCCUCAAUAGCAGGCUGUCUAAGGUGGAAAGCGCCAUCUCCUCCUCAGGUACUAACACCGUAGUCCCAGUCUCUACCACGGCUGUACCUGCCAUACCUUCAUGUCCCUCUAUACUCCCCCCUCCAGCACCUGGCACAGCCAUCACACCUUUCGAGUCACCAGCACACUCCGUCCCAGAUUCUAUCAGGAAAGAUAUCCUUGACGGGAAGGAUGUGUGUCUGGUGUCUUUACUCAUAGCCUCUCAGGAUGUACUCGAGAACAAGGCAUACAAUUAUGGUGACAUCUCUGUUGUGCUUAAAACGAGGGAUCCCAGGCUUAAUAAAAAAUUGUCUAUCCCACAGUUUGUGAUAGCUUUCGGGAUAUACCGCGACGUCAUUUGCACGGUGUAUCCCCAUAGGAGAGAAGAGCUAGAUCUCUAUCUCCACAAGGUAGUGGAUCUAGGCAUCAAGUACGGGGGCUCUUCCUUCUAUGACUACCACAAGUCAGUCUCAGCGAAGGCGGCGACCCAUCUCAAGCAGUUCAACAUUAGAAUGAACUGGGGUCAGAUGGACACUGAACUUUUCUGUCGCCACUUCGCCGGACUCAGGCCCCCGGCUUGUGCCAUCUGUAAUUCCACAUCCCACAUGGCGGACUUAUGUCCCGUCGAACCAGAUCCCACCACCUCCACUCUCACCCCUCACCCCACGUUCACACCUCACUCCUCUUUCACCCCUCACAAGCCAGCGGGUGGUCUCCGGGAUAAGCUGGGUAGGCCCAUCUCCUUUUUAGGUAAAGCACAGGUGUGCAAUAAUUUCAACGCAGGCUCCUGCAGUUUCAGCGCCUGUAGACUAUUGCACAUCUGCUCCAUAUGUUUCAGGGCACAUACCAAGACCAUGUGUCCAGCCAGGUUGUCACCAAACAAAUGACUAACCGACAUUAAUAUCGACAACCUGGUUUUUUAUCUAAGGUGUCACCCCAGCAGGCACUUAGUGGAUUUUCUCACCACAGGUUUUUCACAAGGGUUUCACACAGGCAUAAUAGCCAUUCCCCCAGGUACACUAGAAUGUCCUAAUCUCCAGUCUGCACGUUUAGACCCAGUCGCUGUAGACACUCUCAUUUCCGCAGAAACCACAAACGGUUUCAUGAUCGGUCCUUUCACCUCUUCACCGUUUUCCUCCUGGCGCACUAACCCUAUUGGUAUUGCUAUUCACAAAUAUUCUAAUAAAAAACGUCUCAUUAUCGAUUUAUCGGCACCGCACUCCUCUUUUGUUCCAAGCAUAAACGCACUCAUUCCAGCAGACGAAUUCUCUCUGCAGUACGUCACCAUCGACGACGCUAUACAGUCUAUCAUGACAUCUGGUAAUCGACCCUGGCUCAGCAAAACAGACAUCACUAACGCCUUUAAAUUACUGCCCAUACACCCCUCACUCUGGCACUUACACGGUGUUAAAUGGCGAGGGUAUUAUUACUUCUCAACACGACUCACUUUUGGUUCCCGAAGCAGCCCCAAACUUUUCGACAUUUUCGCUGAGUCACUAUGCUGGCUGCUUCUGAAUGUCAUCAGGUGUCACUCCGUUAUUCACUAUCUAGAUGACUUUCUACUGAUAGAGCCAGGGUCAUCAACACCCACAGCAAUCAAUAGUACUACCGCACUUUUUUCCACACUUGGAGUCCCUUUGUCCCCAGCCAAAACUAUAGGACCCACCACAAAGUUGACCUUUUUAGGCAUAGAGCUCGAUUCUGUCAAACUCAGAGCUAGCCUUCCACACGACAAACUUUCACGAUUGAGAGGGGAGAUAGACACGUUCCUGCGGAAUGACGUUUGCACCAGGAGAGAACUUCAGUCCCUUCUUGGAUCUCUGAACUUCGCCAUGCGCAUCAUUCCGCAGGGAAGGUCUUUUAUUUCCAGACUUCUUUGCCUGCUCCAUGGAGUCCCGGACUCCGGCACAGUUUCUUUGGACCCCCACGCCAAGGCUGACUUGGCUAUGUGGGGGAAGUUUUUGAAAGACUGGAAUGGUAUCUCCAUGUUUAUCCCCCUCUCUCCACCUCUUCACCCAUCAUCCACACAGACGCAGCAGCCAACACCGGUUUCGCAGCCAUUUUCGGGAACCACUGGUUUAGGGGCCACUGGCCCACUGAGACGGAUGCCUUGCCAGGAUUCAGGGAAACCUCAACCCUAUUUGAAAUUUACCCCAUUGUGGCGGCCGCACACACCUGGGGUCAUCUCUGGUCCGGCAAGGCAGUAAAAUGCUACUCAGAUAACUCGGCAGCUUGCGAUAUUAUUAACAAAGGGCGCUCAUCAUCCCUAACCAUCAUGCGGCUGAUUCGCAAGUUGACCUGGCUGGCAGCAUCCAAUCAGUUUCACUUAGUAUGUUCUCAUAUCCCGGGUAUUCACAACACCGCCGCUGACGCUCUUUCUCGUUCUCGAUUCCAGGCAUUUUCUCAGGCACUCCCAGCAGCUCACCAUCAGCCAUCCAGGACACCACGGUUUCACGAACUAAUAUUGGAUUAAGCACACUCUUGCUUCACGCUAGAUCACUCACUCACCAAGCAUUAUCACCCAACACUGCUAUCACUUACAAUAGGGCACUUAACAUAUUUAAUAAAUUCACUGCAGAAUUUGGGCUACAAGGUGACUUUUCUAUCCAAACCAUGGUGUCUUUUGCCUCUUUCUGCCACCUACACCUUAAUCUGUCACACAACACCAUUAAACUUUACCUCACCGGGGUUCAGCACCACAGCCUCACCAAUUUUCCUAACAGCACCCCCUUUUUGUCUUCAUACCCCAUAAAAAAGGUCUUGAAAGGUAUAUCUAAGGUUUCACCACCACUCGCAAGCACUAGAUUACCCAUAGACGGGCCUAUCUUCAGGUCUCUUAGCAAUCUCCUUGACACAGCCCCAUUUGAUAGCUACACCAAUACGGUGAUAAAAUCUGCCAUAUAUCUCGCUUUCUACGGUUUUCUCAGACCUAGAGAGUUCACAGUGAUUUGUCAAGGAGAUAUCGCACAAUGCCUUAAAACUUCACACCUCACCAAGGUAGAGGAUCACUACCUCCUCUCUAUCCCUACCACUAAAACCAACCGGUCAAUACAUCCUACAAUAAUUCCUCUCUUCCCUACUGAUAAUGCCUGGUGUCCGGUGAAAGUUCUCGACCAACUACGGUCUACUUUUCGCACUCACCUGCCAGACUCUCCGCUCUUAACAUUACAAGGGCACCCGCUUACCACGGCAAAAUUGAUGUCACAUGUCAGAACCCUGUUAUCUAAGCUCGGACACAAUCCGGCUGCAUUCUCCGGGCACUCCUUCCGCAUAGGAGCCGCCUCAGCAGCCUCAAGCACAAACGCACCGGUCCACAUCAUCAAAAGGCUCGGGCGAUGGAAAUCCUCCAUAUAUAACGCAUAUAUUCCGCAACCAGAGAAAGAGCUUCGCCAAGCUUUCAGAAACUUGGUCUUGUAAAAUGCAAUAAAGUGUGUAUUUUCUCGAAUUUAUCUUUUUGCCCUCUUUUAUUUACAGGCCCACUCGUACGUUGGUUUCGGCACACCACAACCAACUUUGCUCACAGUUACUAUCCAUCACGUAUUUAAAUUCCGAGCACAAGUAGAAAGGCCAUUAGGCCUGAAUUUGUGGGAGGAGUAAGUCCCCUACUUAAGCUCCCAGCCCCUACUCACCGCUGCCGCUCAGCUGAUUGUCCCCACCCACCUACACCCUGUUUUAACUACAUUAUCCUUGGUGGGCCCUCUUUUAUUUACAGGCCCACUCGUACGUUGGUUUCGGCACACCACAACCAACUUUGCUCACAGUUACUAUCCAUCACGUAUUUAAAUUCCGAGCACAAAUAUAUAUAUAUAUAUAUUUCUUCCAGUAUUCCAUUGUUUAUAUAGUAUGUUGUAUCCUCUGCUUCUUCUCUUUUUCUCAUCUCUCUACAGGGGUUAUCCCCCAAUUAGGAGGUAUACGUAGGCAUUUAUUAUAUUUUUUCAUCUUUUCUUGCUUUUCUUUUUGUUGUAUUUUCAAACCAGUACUUUCACACCAGUCAUUCUGAACUCCUGGGUUUGGGCCUUCCUACUAUUUCGGUGGAACAGUUGAAACAGUUACAUCGUAUCCAUCAUUCCCGUCCCCUCUUCAUACAAAUGCACACGCAUGUUUUUUAUGCAGUGGAAUAUCCUUUCCCUGUGCACUGAGUUAAUUUUUCAAUUGAAGAAUGGCUCACUGAGUUGAUUUUAAAGUUAAUGAUUGGGUCACUAUAGUCAUGCCAAACAUGUGUAAUGUUAAGUAAUUUGAGAAUGUGUCAAAAGAGUUUAAAGCGGUUCUGUCAUCUUCUGGGGUCUUUGUAUACUGGUGUGAUGGUGACAUCACCACUCGUUGUGCCGGGAGUACAGGAGAAGGUAGGUUGUACUUACCUGAAGCUGUCCACCGCCAUGUCCAUCUGGGGGAAGCUCUCCGGCUCCAGGCAGUACAUCUCCCAGGAACCCACGUCAGUGAUGUGAGCGAGUAGAACAAUUAUGUUUAUGUAGGAUCUUUAUGGGCAAUGCCCUUUUCUUCACAGCUAGAACUAGUGAUGGCUGGUGGCAUUAACAAAACUUGACAACAAUAGCUCCCUCCUUGUCAAGUUUUGUCAAGCAGAGGGAAACUGCAUAAAGCAAAAUAGCCCCUGCUUUGUCUUAUAACGUCUUUUUGACUGUGUUGGAUUUUAAGUGUAAGUCCAACACAGAUUUUAUCUUUAUGAAAUAUUCAUUAUUUUGGAAGGGUGACAGAGCCGCUUUAAGAACCACUGUUUUAGACCAUCAAUGGUCUAGGCUUGACAGGCUCUCUUUUCCAGAGUAUUAACUCUGCUUCUGAGAUAAAAUCUUUAAAAUCUAUAAAAUACCCAGACUGACUUUGUAGUUUCAUGAAAAUUCCAAAGGAAUCUCUUGAUAUCAUAAGGUAAAAUAGGGACUAUGUAUUAUGGGCAAAGGCUAGGUUGAUAAAAAAGCCUUCAAAAAGUGGAGCUUUUGCUGUCAGGUUUUGCCAAUUAUUGAUGGUUGAGGAAAAGGCAUUUCUCACAAAUUGCAUAAGAAGUUGUAUGAAUUUUCUUGAGGUCUUGCAGUGUCUUCCACAUAAAUUCCAUUUUUACUCAGGAAAGCUGGAACAUGCUAAAGAAUGUUUGAAAGGAAUUGAAGCAAGUUUGAUGUUUACAGGCAUCCAUAAAUUGUGUAAUUCCUCUUAUUUUAGUUUUCCUUUUUUACCGUACUAAUUUGUAACGUUUUUGUUGGAUUGCAUUAUUUCAGACAAAUAUGUAUUUCUUACUCUAUGCGCCCUAGUCAUCAUUUGGGUGACCAGGCCAGUGCAGCCAGAGUUAAAAAAUAUAUUUUACUUACCUUUCUUCUCUUGCAGCACUGGUCUUGUCACCUAUUUGUCUGAGAUCAACUAGGGAGGCUAGUGCGCAUGCGUGGCAAAACACCAUGCCCACCAAUCAGAUGGUCUCUCUGAGAUCAUCUUAUUAAAAUAGCAGUUUUAUUCUGCUAUUUCAUGGAAGCGCCUCUAGUAGCUGCCUUAUUGACCAUCUCUCAUUGAUAUGACUUGGUCUGUGUUCUUAUAGUACUUUAAUAUGAGGCCAACAUUUCCUAAAAUGGAUAUGUUUACAACGUAAUGUUACCAUCGAUUUCACACAGUCAAUAUGGAACUCUCAGAAAUCAACAUUUUAAAGACUUCAUAACCUGUGAGAACUUGAAAAUUGGACAUUGCAUUGUUUUUGCAGCACUGUGCAGAAGGGGUUUUCUUAUGUUUGUUUUGAAAGCACUUAUUCAGCACCUUUUAUGUAGAAAUGUGAAGUAAAGGUAACAUUUGGAUAAUUUGGAUAAUAUCAGUGUUAGUUCAGGAUCUUAAAGGGGGAUUUAUAAACAAAUUAUAUUGUUGUUAUGUAUUUCUAAAUGUAUGGUAUAUCUGAAAUUGUGUGUGAGUCCAUUUUGUGUCUAUAAGCUCCCAUCCUCAGCUGCGCUGCAAAUAUCACAACAAUAAGACAUUGGGCAUACUCUUAUUUAUGGAAAAUACAUUCUCUUAAUUUUUCAUUAGUUUAUCACUGAACAAUGAAAACAUUUUUUUUUUUUAAAUCCAGAGAGAUAGUAGAAAUACAGUCACUCAAUUGGUGUAUUCAACAUAAUACUUUUAAAUCUUGCUGAGGUCACUCCAAACAAAUCUAGCCAUUCUCCCAAUCUAUACAUUUGCCAGCAAAACCGCUAGCACAAUGCUUACAUGGAAUUUGAGGCCUUUAAAAAAGAUCAAGACUACCUUUUGUCAUGACAGGUUCCCUUUUUGAUGUUUUUAAAAACUCCAGGAUCCAUAACCAUUGCAGCCUGAGCUCUCAGCGAAUAAGCUUUCAGCCAGUUAUGCAGUGGUUAUGGUGCAUGAAGGCCCCUGGAGCCAUCCGAUGACAAGUCAUGGACAAUUUGAGAGUUAUCUGUGUCCCUGUCUUCUUUUGUGGUGUACCAUAUAAGUUACCCUUAGUACAGCACCAGGCGAAUUCUGGAACCAUAACCACUUCAACCUGUUGCAGCAGUUAUCGUGCCUACAAAGCCCCUUUAAAGGGUUAUUCCAAGCAUCAUAACCAAUAUGGCUAGCUGCAGUGGUUAUGAUGACAAGAGUCUCCUGACCUGAUUACCUGGUUAUGACUAUUAAAUGAAUUGACCUCUUAUCUGGGUCCCUACCAGGCUCCUUAUCUCCUGUCCUGCUACGUGACGAGCUCUCGGCUUCUGCAGAGGUGCAGAAACUGGAACCUGAUGCAGUCGCCAUUCAAUGGCUUAGUGUUAGCUGACUGUUCUCAGCCAAUAAAUGGAAUUCUGUGCAAAAUAAAUUUGAUGAUGUCACUCCUGUCAUGCUGCCAUAGGUGAAGCUACAUCUCAGGCAGCAGAGGGGUUACUCUCUGUAUGUACAGCGUUCCAAAGUGAAAUGCUGCACAUACAGGCUUCAGGCACCAUAACCACUUCAAGUCACUGAAGUGGUUACGGCACUUGGAGUAACCCUUUAAGGUAAUCAGUGCCAUUCUGGUUGAAAAUCAAAGGAUCUUGGUAAGACAUGCAUAUUGAAUUUGCCAAGCUGUCACAGCAUGGAUUUAUGUUCUUAAAUGGAAAGGCAACUGAGAAUGUCAGAGUUUGGGGGAAAAGUCUAUCUACGUGAGUAAGAGGCUUUUUCAUUGAACGAUUUGUCAUUUUAUCUCUGAUCAGUGAUUGGUGUAUUUCUGUCACGUGAUCCUGAUGCUAUUUUUAGUUUUAUAUUUGCACAGAUUAUAUUCAUACACUAGCUAGAACGGUACAGAAUUGUACUGAUUUUCUAGAGAAGACUCUUUAAGGCCCUUUAUCCAUUUGUGUUUUGAAUUAUUCUUCCAGAUGUGCUUAGUGACGCAUUAUCCCUCCUACAUCUUCUCUGAGAUUCCUCUGGUCUCUCUAAUGCUCCAUGGAUUAGAUAAUAUUUAAGAGAGUGAAUUAUAUUAGAUGUAGAUAUAAAAUCCAAAAAAAAUUUCAGUCAAAAAUAUAUACAGUAUAAAGACAAGCUUUGCGUGUACUGUUAUGUAUAUUUGGAAGAAAAUUUGAUAUUUGUGUUUUUUUAUCAAGCACAAACUGCAUUAAAGGGACAGUUUAGGCACCAUAACAACUUCAUUUAAAUUAAGGUGUUAUGGUGCCAGAAGGCCCCCAGGCACAUUCUUACCUCAAGAGGUUAAAUGGUUCUCGAAUGGUUUUACCCUAAAGCGAGCCUCUCAGCUCAGCAACAGUCUCAGCUCCCUCCAGGCGACAUUCGGCUUCUGAAAUUUCAAGAAAUUUCAGAAACGUAGCUUUUCCAAGCCAGUUUUGUAAAUGGGCAGUCUUUGAUUGGCUGAGGGCUUCAGCUGAUCUCUCAGCCAAUCAGCGAUGCCCCAGCCUGGCGGCACUCUGAGCUUCCUGAAACUAAAAUUUCAGAAGCCAGAUGCCGCCUAAGUGUAGUUGAGAUCAGCGCUGGAUGUAACUUUGGGGUUAAACUUUUUGAGAACUGUUUAACCCCUUGAGGUAAGAGUGUGCCCAGGAGCCCCCUGGCACCAUGACAACUUCACUUUGAUGAAGUAGUUUUGGUGCUUGGAGUGUUCCUUUAACUCUGAUUCAUACGCUAAACUACGAGUUCUGGAAAUUUAAAUGUGUAAUUAAUAUUAUAGUCCAAAGUAGCCAAGCUGGAUGAUAUAGCUGAAUUUAUGAAAUUUUCAAACAAAGGUUCUGAACAGGCUAAUGUAAAUGUUGUGCAUAUUGAGGCACCAUGCGCAUCAUGCUGUCGAAUGAUGAUCAGAGGUGCGCGUGGCCCCCUCUCCGUGCCGUCCAAGUCCUCUCCCUCCAGGAUUGCUGUCAUGAAUAGGAAUGAGCGCUGCAGAAUUUUUUGGCGCUUUAUAAAUAAUAACAAUAAUGUCACCAGAGGGAGAUUGGCCUGCCGGGAGAACUUGGCAUCAGCGUGGGAUCACAGGUAAGUUUAAGCUAUUUCCCUUUUUAAAAACCCUUUGAGGGGGCAUGGAAGUAAAGAUAUAAAAUUUUCUUGUGUGUGUGUGUGUAUUUUCUUGAAUUUUUUGUUUGGAGUAACCCUUUAAAGGAAUACCUCGAGCGCCAUAACCACUAAAGAGUGGUUAGUGGUUAUGAUGUCAGAAGUGCCUUUUAGCCACCAUUGUAAGUAGUCAAACUAGUAGUUUGACUUCUUACCUGGGGUCCUGACCUCCGCUACUUUUAAAAGAGAGACAGAACCCUUUGGUUAGGAACUUUGUACCAAGCUCUGCAGUAAGGGCUAGCUCAUUGGUGGAGAAUAUCAGCUAAUUGGUCUCAGCCAAUUAACUAAGCCCCGCACCACUGAUCUCAGCCAAUUAACUACUAUAUACAAGAUAAAAGGUGCGCUGUGUUUUUCAAACAAAGUUACAUAUAUGAUGACACACACAAAGAGUUAAACUGUAAUACUGCAAUACAAUAGACUGUGAUACUGUAAUACAAUAUACAGCCCCACUCUAGUGAAGUGACUUCGUUUUUCUAGAAUUGUGCAAAAUACAUCAAAGUCCACUAAACAAGUGCAAAAACCACUCAAUGUGAUUUAGUGCGUAUAAAACCCAAACAUGGUAACAACUUACAAUAAAUAAUCGAUGUAGUGAAGAUUCUAAGCUUCUAAUAUUCUUAUUCACUUGUUUAUUAUUGUUUUUUUCUUGCUUCCAGCUAUCGGUCUUAAGAAGUAAACCUAAAACUAUAUGACUACUUUAAAUGAGCAACUACAGCAUGGUGUGAUUUAAGCUAUAUAUUAUGGAGAUUAAAGGACCACUAUAGUGCCAGGAAAACAUACUCGUUUUCCUGGCACUAUAGUGCCCUGAGGGUGCCCCCACCCUCAGGGUCCCCCUCCCGCCAGGCUCUGGAAGGGGGGAAGGGGUAAAAACUUACCUUUUUCCAGCGCUGGGCGGAGAGCUCUCCUCCUCCGAUCCUCCUUCUCUCCUCCCCUUCGGCUGAAUGCGCACGCGCGGCAAGAGCUGCGCGCGCAUACAGCCGGUCACAUAGGAAAGCAUUCAUAAUGCUUUCCUAUGGACGCUGGCGUGCUCUCACUGUGAAAAUCACUUAGAACUCAGCACCCUUUAAAAAUAGUAGAAACAUCCUGAUUGGCUGAGACAUUUCCUGGUUUAAUUGGAACACACUGCAGAAUCUGCAAAGCGUGUUGCUAUGUAAAAAAAAGAAGGGUCUUCAAAGAUAUUGUUUUGUUUCAUUUUUAUAUUGGGCAUAUUUUUCAUGUAUUAUGUAUAAAAUAUAUAUAUCCCACCAGUAGUGUCCCUUUAAAGGCAAUUUCAGGUACAUACCCCUAUCGAUAAUGCAGUGUGUCCCAAAGUGCUCAUUAUCUCUAGUUAGACACUUGAUACGAAAGUUUUAUCAACGUGUUGCUAAACAGAAAAACAAAACAUUUCAUGGUUUCCGGCUAUAACGCAGCUAUAUAUCCUUGCACAAAAAUAGACAUAAUCCACCUCCACAUCUGGUGCUAGAAUGAUUCUGGCGAGUGGCCACGCUAACAGAAAGCCUGGCCUGUUGUAUUGUGCAGGAGUUACACCGUUAGCAGCAUUUUAUAUAUUUGCAUUUCCACGUAAAUACCACUGAUGGCACGUGGUGUAAGAUAACCUCCAUGAGUUUAGACAGUAUUUAUUUUUGGCUAGGUUCCUUCUAUGCUUCCUUUUUAGUCUUUCCAGUGUAUGUUUGGCAGGACUUCCAGUGUGCACUAGUUGUAUUAGCCUGUGGGAGUCUGUGUUUUGUGAUGCUACCACCUUGGCACUGUGGUCUGUACCUUCACUUCUCAUCAGCCUUUCUCUGAAGUUAAAGUGACACACUAAGAAACAUAAUAACCACUAUGGUCCAAUGUUGUGAAUAUGUUGCCAAGAGUCUCUAGCGGCUGGGCCACGAUUCUUUGUCAGACCUUUUGGUAGAGUUUUGACAAAAACUAGGACUCUUCGCGGCAACCAGAAACCAACCUCUCCUCUGCCACAUUGGUAAUCGAGAAUUUACGCCCCUGCAUUAACAUUAUUGGUUUUAUCCAGUUUGGACAGUGGUGAUUGGCUGAUAAUGUUUCUGCAGUGGUUAUUUUGCUUAGAAUGCCCCUUUAAGAUCCAUCAUGCACUUGUAUGUCUUGUUGAUCUCGUUCACCCAGGGAGAUAAAGAGGGCGUUGUUAGAUGUGAUGUAGAACAGAUGGUUGUCAUGUGGCACAGAGCGCUGCAGCUCACAUUUACACGUAUACCUGGCAGAACCUGUUGGGUGAGAUAGCUGAGCAAAGGAUUUUAGGCUGACAGUCAUUGGCACUGUGUGGUUAGAUCACAGUAAGUCAUUCUGUUUUCAUAUAAAGUGGAUUAAAAUGUAGCAAUAAAAUGAUUUAUGAAAGGAAUGUAUCCGCAAUAAGUUACAGUCAGGUCCAUAAAUAUUGGGACAUUGACACAAUUCUAAUCUUUUUGGCUCUAUACACCAACACAAUGGGUUUGAAAUGAAACAAAAAAGAUGUGCUUUAACUGCAGACUUUCAGCUUUAAUUUAAGGGUAUUUACAUCCAAAACGGUUUAGGAAUUACAACAGUUUGUAUAUGUGCCUCCCACUUUUGAACGUUUUGAUACAAGGUUUGUGUAGGUGGGCUUGAAAAUGAGGGAGUGGUGGCAGUUUAGACAUCAUGUCCUGAUUUUUCAGCUUUUGCCAGCUCCCAAUCUAGUUUUGAACAUUUUGUCAUUCAUUCCUAUGGGACCAAUUUUGCCACAAGAACGACGAUAUUCCGUGUACCAUUCGGCGAAACGUUCCACAAAGUAAUAGCACACCAAUCGGGAACAAUCCGCACGUUUCGGUUUAUUACUGUCUAUGUAGUGUAAAAACUGUGGGAGGAGUUAGGGUGGUAAAUUUAGCUAUAAUAAGAAUAAUAAUAUAUAUGUGAGAUAACAUUAAGUGGUCUUGCUAUACAAGAACACUUAAUUAAUAGGAAGAGUUAUAUGGAGCAAUAAGAGGAGUUAUAGGGAGAGUUAUAUGAAGUAAUAGGAGAAGUUAUAGGGAGUAAUAGGAGGAGUUAUAGGGAGGGUUAUACGGAGCAAUAGGAGGAGUUAUAGGGAGCAAUAAGAGGAGUUAUAGGUAAGGUUAUAUGGAGCAAUAGGAGGAGUUAUAGGGAGAGGUUAUAUGGAGCAAUAGGAGGAAUUAUAGGGAGGGUUAUAUGGAGUAAUAGGAGGAGUUAUAGGGAGGGUUAUAUGGAGCAAUAGAAGGAGUUAUAGGGAGGGUUAUAUGGAGCAAUAGGAGGAGUUACUGGGAGGGUUUUAUGGAGUAAUAGGAGGAGUUAUAGGGAGGGUUAUAUGGAGCAAUAGGAGGAGUUACUGGGAGGGUUUUAUGGAGUAAUAGGAGGAGUUAUAGGGAGGGUUAUAUGGAGCAAUAGGGGGAGUUAUAGGGAGGGUAAUAUGGAGUAAUAGGAGGAGUUACUGGGAGGGUUUUAUGGAGUAAUAGGAGGAGUUACUGGGAGGGUUAUAUGAAUUAUUAGGAGUCUUUUAUGGAGUUAUAUUGAGCAAUACAAACAUUUUCAGAUAUUAUAUGGCAUUAACACAUAACACAGUGAGUUAAAUGAUAGCAGGAAGAUUUGGCUGUCUACUGAAAUAGUGCUUGACAUGUUUCUUUUAUGUUGUAUCCACAUUAAGAUUCACAUUAGGCACUGCCAGUUGUUUAGGAUUGUUCAAUGAAAAUAUUUAGUUUUGCUGCCGUAGCAAUACUGUUAUUUACUUUGAUUAACAUUUAUAGAAGCCAUCUGACUAAUCGUAUACCACAACCCCUUUUUAACAGAUGUUUUCUAGUUAAAACUGUGUGAAAGGCCAAAACUGUUUUCGAAGUAAAUCACUACGUUAACCCCUUCAUGACUGAUAACUUGCCAAGACUGUGAUGAACGCAAACGAUUUGCCUAAUUCUGAAGUGGUAGAACUGAAAAACUGUAAACGCCUAGACAGACAGAGAAGAUUACAGAUUACAUUACAGUAAAUUGUGACAGUCGUGCAAUUUAUUUAUAUUUUGAUAUAGAUCCACGGGGCUAUUUACUAAAGUGUGAAUUGUAAUAAAUUCAGUAAAUUCAUAGUAUCAAAGUAAAUUUCAAAUAUUGGGCCAAAAAUGGGGGAAUAGCUUUCAGUACUGCUAUUUUAGUCUACAAUUUCAAAUUAAUUUUCAAUUCCGGAUAAUUCCCACUUUAGUAAGUAAUCCUGAAUUUUAAAAAACACUCUGAGCACCAUAACCACUGCAGCGAGUUAUGGUGUAGAAGAGCACUAGUGUCCUCCCAAAGUAAGUAUUCAAACAGUUUAAGAACAGUUGGACAAUUUACCAGGGGUCCGUUGUGUGCCUGUUGUAGCCUCUUUCACUGCGAUAAACUCUGCCACUGAGCUUAGCCUGGUGAGGUAGACUGGGCUUAUUGGCUGAGAACACUCAGCUGACUUUCCUAGCCAAAGAGCUGGUCCAGCGUGGCAGGGCUUAGCACAGUGGAUACUACAGUAUCACCUUGCAGAACCAUUAGCCUCCAAGGGAGGUGGUCAUGGUCUCCUGGUGGGACUAAAUCAGAUAAUUCUUAAAGGAACAGUAUAGCGUUAGAAAUACAAACAUGGAAUCCUAACGCUGAAGUGUUCACCUGUGACCUAUCUACAUAGGUGUUCAACCCCCAUUGCAGUGGCUUCCUAAUAGCCCCUAUAGGCCUGUUAACCCUGCAAUGAAAACACUGCCGUUCUGGCAAAAUGGUAAUAUUUUCAGUAGCAGGCAUAAACAGACAGCUACAUUGCACCCAAACUACUUCAUUGAGAUGAAGUGGUUUAGGUGCCUAUAGAAUCCCUUUAAUCGGUUUGAUUACUUUCUGCAGUACGGCGUCUGGCACCUUAACCACAGGAGCAGGUUAUAGUGGCUAUGGUACUAGGAGGCAUCUUUUAACACUUUUCAGAUAGCUGCAGAGUAGAGGGAAGCUAUGGUAAAUGUAGUAUUUAUACAGUGUCUGCGUUUGUGGAAUCUCAGAGAAGAUUUAGCUUGACUAAUGCAUCAGUAACCACAUCUGGAAGAAUAAUUCAAAACAGAAACGGAUAAGGACCUUGUAACUGCCUCCGCUAGAAAAUCAGUACAUUUCUGUGGCUGCUUGUAUUUAAUUUAAUCUGCGUAAAUAAAAACCUAAAUAUAACACCAGGAUCAUGUGACAUGCAUACACCAAUCAGUAAUCAGAGAUACAAUGUCAAAUCAAUCAAUAGAGAUGUGUCUAACUGAUAAAAAUUAUUAUUAUGUUUUAUGCACAGUUGUUUUAUGUAAAGAUAAUCGAACUGUGAGAGCUGAUUCACUAAGCAGUGAAUUGUAGUGAAUUGGAAACAAAACUAUAAUUAGGUGAAAAUUGUGGAAGAAUUCUCCAACUUGGGUAUAAUCACAGCUUGGCUAUUUUAACCUGAAAUAAGAUACCAGAGAAACAGGAAAGGGCACAUAAUCAGGACUGUCCCUCUGGUUUUAUUAUUAUUAUUUUUAUUUUUUUAUAGUUAUGUGGAACAUUUUACCUUACUGUAGAAGAUAUAGUAAAUGCACUAGCCAUACGGUGUAUGUAUAUUUUAUUUAUAGUACUAACAGGGUACUUAGCGCUUUACAGAUUGGAUUACUAAUUAUACAGUGUAUGUAUAUUUUAUUUAUAAUGUUAACAUGAUUACUUACGGCUUUGGGUUAUAUUACAAUAGACGUGAGCCACAGUAAAUGCUGUAGUUAUAUGGUAUAGGUAUAAAUUGUUUAUAUAACUAUAACAGAUAUACUUACCACCAAUGUGUGUUAAACCCCCCCACCCUCCCCUUCCCUCUCCCUCUCCCUCUCCCUUCCCUCUCCCUCUCCCUCUCCCUUUAUUGAUAAUUUAGCAUGCUGCUGGGAGGCUGACAUUGGCGUGCACAGCCUAUUGCAUUAGAGUGUGCACCGUAAAGCACAAACACAUGUCGCAUGUAUGUAUGUAUAUAUAUAUAUAUAUAUAUAUACACACACACACACACUAUUGUUUGUGUGUGUCUGUGUUCUGUUAGUGCACUGUGUGAGGAUGCUGUGUGUGUAAGGGUGCCGUGUGCGUGUGAGGGUGCUGUUAGUGUGAUGUGUGUGUGUGAGGGUGCUGGUAGUGUGCUAUGUGGGUGAGGGUGCUGUUAGUGUGCUGUGUGUGAGGGUGCCGUUUGUGUGCUGUGUGUGAGGGUGUUUGUGUGCUGUGUGUGAGCGUCCUGUUAGUGUGCUGUGUGAGGGUGCUGUGUGUGUGAGGGUGCCGUUUGUGUGAUGUGUGUGUGUGAGAGUGUUGUUUGUGUUGUGUAUUUGUGAGGGUUCUGUUAGUGUCGUGUAUUUGUGUGAGGGUGCUGUUAGUGUGCUGUGUGUGUGUGUUUGUAAGGGUACUGUGUGUGUGUGUGUGUUUGUAAGGGUGCUGUGUGUGUUUGUGAGGGUGCUGUUAGUGUGCUAUGUGUGUGAGGGUGCUGUGUGUGCUGUGUGUGUGUGGGUGCUGUAUGUGUAUGUGUGCUGUGUGUGUGAGGGUGCUGUGUGUGAGGGUGCUGUUUGUGUGCUGUGUGUGUGAAGGUGCUGUGUGUGCACGCUGUUUGUGUUAGGGUGCUGUAUGUGUGUAGGUGCUGUGUGUGUGUGUGGCUGCUGUAUGUUUGGAGAGAUUGUGAAGGUGGGGGCAGAUUAGUAAAUAUCCCCCUCCCUUCUUACCUUAUGUAGGUAGGAGGGAUCCUUGCUGCCAUGUGCCAUCCCUGGUGGUCCAGUGGAGAGUGAACUCUAGCCUGCGGGGCUAGAGUUCACUCUCGCGAGAUCUGAGCGUCGCGAGAGAGAGGAACCUGGCGGAGCUUCUGUCUAGAGCUCCCCGGGUCCUCUUCUGCCUCCCUCCAUGCUGCUGUGGGCCGGUGAGGUAGAUCUUUGAUCUCCCCGCUGGCCCAUGGAGGCUUGGAGUAGAGCCGGCACUCAGAUAGCGCCGGCUCUGCAUGAGCCGACAGGGGAGAUCCAGAGAUCUCCCCUGCCGGCAGGGGUCAAGUCCUGGGGAAUAAAGGGUGGGAACUCUCCCAAGAUUCCCACCCCCCCCCAAAAAAAAUUAUAUACACUUGUGUAUAUAAAUGUGCACACACACACUUACAUAUAUAUAUAUAUAUACACACGCGUACACACACAUACACUCACAGACACAUACAUGCUCAGAAACAUACAUUCACAGACACACACACAUACAUUCACAGACACACAUGCACACACACACUUACAGACACACACAUACUCAGACACACACACACAUACAUAUACAGACACACACACACACACACACACUUACAGACACACACACAUACACAUUCACAGACACAUACACAUACACAUACUCAGACACACACACAUACACACAGACACACACACACUCACAAAUAAAAAGAUUUAAAUUAAAAAUUUUCCACCCAGCCUCCCUACCUGGAGUGCUGGCGUGGACUUGUCCCUGGGGUCCAGUGGGUCGGGCGCCUGUCUCCAUCUAAGCCGCGUUGAGGGAGCUGUGUGCUCUCCGCUCCCUCUCGCCGCGCGGGCUGUCUGCUGUAGCUGGGAUCCGGAAUAUGACGUCAAAACGGCGAGAGGGAGCAGAGAGCACACAGCUCCCUCGCCACGGCUGAGAUGGAGACAGGCGCCCGACUGGGGGGUAUCACCACUUGGCACCCCCCCCCAGUGACAGGGGGAACACGGGGGAGGAGGAGGGCGUUUGGGGGGCGGCAGAGUGCCUGCAGGAACAGCGGGAAUACCGUUCCCACGCGUUCCUGCAGGACUCACAGGCGUGCCGCGGGGAUUAGGGUGUGCCCAGGCACACCCCGUGCGCACGCCUAUGGAGGCUGAGUAACUAGUCAUGUCAGGAUUUUGGGUAAUUUAUUUUAAAAAAAACAGGCAAUCUAACAAUGCCCAUUUUCAGGGUAUAGACCCCUUAGACAUGCUUAGUCGGCCCUAAAAGAAUUUCUGCAGUCAGCCAUUGGCUUUGCAUGAGGCUGUAGAUUCCUGAAUACCCAUAUAGACAAGUCUGCAUAUCAUUCUUUCUCUAGGGAUGUCAUUGAAUAAAAGCAUCAUUAGGUGGAGUUGGACCUCUUUACGGUUUCCCAGAUACACACAUCUGUGGAGUUAUUGUUUUGAAUAGAGUAUGACAUCAUGGGGUUAAAGUUGUAUUCCUGGCGCUAUAGUAGCCUAAAUUGCCCCCCUUCCUCGCGCCCCCAAUCCUCCGUGGUGCUAUAAGGGUUAAAAACCCUUUUGUCACUUACCUGAUUCCAGCGCUGAUGUCCCUUAGCACUGAGUGAGGCUCCGCGUCUGCUCCUCCCCCGCCGAUGUCAGCAGUCAAGGGGCGGGGGGUCUAAUACACAUGUGCGGCAAGUGCCACAAUCGCAAUAGGACUACCCCACAGAAAAGCAUUGAAUCAAUGCUUUCCUGUGCCGUUUUAGCUGACGCUGGAUGCACUCAUGCAGAAAGUGAGGACGCCCAGCGUCAGAUAGGCAACUAAAAGUCGCCUGACGAACUGGGAGUGCCUUUAGUGGCUGUCUGGUAGGAAGCCACUAGACGUGGAGUUAAACCUGCAAUAUAAUUCUUGCAGUUUAUCAAUAACUGCAAUAAUUACAAUUGCAGAGUUAAACUGACAGGGACACAUUGCACCCAGACCACUUCAAUGAGCUGAAGUGGUCUGGGUGCCUAUAGUGUCCCUUUAAAUAGGCCGAGCCCAACAAAUCAGAGUGCAGUGCCCACCAUUUCUAAACUUUACCAGCUACCACUGCUUACCACAAUAAACCGUACGUUAAAGUCAAGGGGAGAUACAGAAAUACAGUAUGUAUAGUAGAUCAUUAUAAACACAAAUUAUUAAUAAUUUAAGUUAUGCAUGCUUUAGAAUGGUUACAUGGUUUCCCCGGCUCAUGCUCUGCACACGUCUUCCUUUCUCCCACGAAACGACCAGGAGAUGGGUUACUGGACAGAGCUCAGUGCCUGGUUGUAGCUGCAUGCUUCUCAUUCAGUGUAUUCCAGCUGUGAUCUAGUUUCAUAACUUCCAGCUGUGCUCUCAUUUUACAAUAUCCAGCUGUGAUCUCAGCCAUGACGUUACAGCUGCAUUGUAAUUUAGUUUCGCCGUGCAUUGUGGUAAUAUUUCGAAUGUAUGGGAAUAGGGAACAUGAAGCUGUGAGUAAAGAAGGGAAGUGCAAGAUAAGUGGAUGACUUGGGAUUCAGAGAAAUGAGACAAAUAAAAAAUGUACCAUAAUAGGUGGUAAAAUCGAUUUAGUUACUAAAACAGAAAUUGAGAAGAAUUGAAAUUGGCAAAGUACACUUUGGGUGAAAAUAGCCAAAAAUCUAAGAUAAUUUGUUACAAUUCCCAGUUUCAUGAAUUUAUCUAGAAUGCUCCCAUAGCUGUAAUGGUUAGUAAAAUAGAUUUUUAUGAGACAAUGCAAAGCAAGAAGGGUAUUAUUGUGAUACAGAUAUUGCACAUACUUCAUUUGGAGCUAUCAGGCCACAUGCCACCCGUUAUGCUUUAACUGCAGUAUGCAUUAAUCAGUUCUCAUAAGGAGGGGUCCCUCUCCCUUCACACCCCCAACCUGCUAUGCAGAGGCUCUGUGUGGGAGGAGUCCUGCUUUUUGUGCAUUGUAGGGGGUAAGCAGCCAUAAGGCUGACAAAGUGCUGAAAUCUUAUGUAAUAUCGGUGGAAAGCAGGUUAGAAAUACAAUGCUACACUUCUUUCUGAUGUAAAUUGACCCCCUGACCAGGACAGGCUCAGACAGCGCAGGUUUUGGAUCUAAUGUAUAGCGACCCCCUGUCUGCAGAUUAUCAGGACAGGCUCAGACCUUGCUGGGUUUAUAUUGAGUGUACAUCAAGCCCCUGGCUGCAGAUCAUCAGGACAAGCUCAGACAGUGCUGUGUUUAUAUCUAAUGUCCAGCGACCCCCUGACUGCAAAUAAUCAGGACAGACUCAGAGGGUGUUGGGCUUGUAUCUGCUGUACAGGGACCUCCUGACUGCAGAUUAUCAGGACAGGCUCAACAAUGCUGGGUUUGUAUCUAAUUUACAACGACCCCCUGAAUGCAGAUUAUCAAGACAGGCACAGACAGGGCUGGCUUUGGUUUUAGUGUACAGUGACCCCUUGGCUUAACUGCAGAUUAUCAGGACAGGUUUAGAUAGGGUUGUGUUUGUUUUAAAUGCCCAGUGCACCAUGGUCUGCAGAUGAUCAGGACAAGCUCCAAUAAUGCUCUGUUUCUGCAUCAAGCAGUUUUAGAGUUGUUACAUAAAGUUGUUUACAUUCUCCUUUAUUUAUCACUUCCCAGACUGAGAAACCACAAUGACAACAGAACCGGGGACAGAUACCGAGCUUCCACCAGGGCCAGAUGGGCCUUCUCAGGAUGGAGUAUCCAGUCCAGCCCUGCAUUCCCAAGAUAAUCCACACACCCCUGCCAAUAACGUGGAGAGGCUAAGUGCCAGUGACAGACCCCUAGAAGUGAGUGAAGAGCACAUUCUCUGCAAUCAAAGUACAUAUGUACAACCAGUUAUAUAUCUGCAAUCUACAGUUUAGCAACAGUUAACCUUGGCACCCCAGAUAUUUAUGACUUUUCGAUUGUUUGGAUACAAAGUUUAGCCAUCUCUGAUAUUGGUGGUACACAAUGUAUUUUGUGAUUUAUCUAAUGUGUUGCGAUGCAUAUUGUGAUUCGUAUUAGUGGUACACAAUGGAUAUUGUGAUUUAUGUAAUGUGGUGCGAUGCAUAUUGCUGUGAUGUUCUAUCAUGUUGUUCUAUUGCUAUGUAUGUUUGUCCAUUUGUUCUGCAGAGCAUUUAAACUUGUUUCAGAUUAUACGAUGUUAAGAGAUUUUGGUAGGUGUCUGUUUUAUGAGAGUUUAGUUCCGGUUUCCCUGAACUGUGCUUGUAAUCCUGACUGUUUCAUUUAAGAAUUUACCGGAACACUCCAGGCUGGUGUUGCCCUGUACAUUUUCCAUUCACGAAUAGAUAAUACAUUAACUAUUCAUGCAGAAACAAUAAGUGAAAAACGAUUAUAAGAAAUACUCACGUUUGUUCCUGUAUUGGCUGAAAAAUAACCAUUCUUUACAGCUUUUGUUGUGAUGUCUGCUGUGACCAGGAAGUGAAUCAGUGAGUAUUAAAGCUUAAAGUGGAUCUGGCACUUUCUGGGGUCUUUGCAUAUUCUGUAAAGACCCCCAAAAGUGAUACAUCUGGUUAGGGUCCAGUGGCCUUGGGAUGCAGUGGAAACAUAGAAACAUAGAAUGUGAUGGCAGAUAAGAACCAUUCGGCCCAUCUAGUCUGCCCAAUAUUUCUAAAUACUUUCAUUAGUCCCUGGCCUUAUCUUAUAGUUAGGAUAGCCUUAUUCCUAUCCCACACGUGCUUAAACUCCCUCACUGUGUUAACCUCUACCACUUCAGCUGGAAGGCUAUUCCAUGUGUCCACUACCCUCUCUGUAAAGUAAAUUAUUUUUAAACCUUUGCCCCUUUAAUUUAAGACUAUGUUCUCUUGUUAUGGUAUGUUUUCUUCUUUUAAAUCUAGUCUCCUCCUUUAUUUAAAUAUAGUCUCCUGGAGGGUAGGUUAAGUUAUGUUAAAUUGUUCCUUGCUAACUCCGCAAUUUUCUUUCUCGAAAUCUUCUUUGGCUCCUGUCACUUCAUUUGCCCGGAGCAACAUUAUUGCUGUAUUUUCGAGCAUGCACAGUGUACAACCCCAAGGUCUCUGGUGAAUGCUACCAGACCAGAGUAACCUCUAUAGAUAAUUUCUCACUAUAAGUGAUGGGACCUGAAUCUCACAGCUGGGAGUUCUGACGGCUGAUGGGAUUGGACAAGGGUUGACAGCAGAGCUCCGACUUAAGUUAACGUUUGUCAGACUUAGUAGUCCGUAUAUUUGUCUUAUGAUAUUUUUCAGUGAAAUUCCAACGCAAUUACAAUCAGUGGCGACUUGCCAACGAGUAGCUGGGAUGUCGCCACCAAGGUCCCCUAUCUCUCUGCAGCUAGAGUGAUUAUAGCUUAGAGAAUUGUACUAAUAUUGCUGUUCAUCCAAAACACUAGUCAAGACUGAGUGAAAGGUGAAGUAGAACUGCUUUAUUGGAACAAUGAUCACACUUUUAUACCUGGGGUAUCAACAGGAGGUCCCCAGGAGAACAAUGGUAAUGCGACAUGCCCAGCUCCUUUAUGUCUGAACCUAAGCAGAUAAUGUAAUUAGUGGCCAGACACCUUGGCACUGGGUUAAAUUAAACACAAAAUAACUGGGUUACUGUCCCACAUCCCCACAAUAGUGCCGCCCAUGAGAAGCUCUUUUCUGAGCACCCACUCUGUCCAAAAAGUGCUCAAAUCAGGGGUGUCUAUCCUGAGUUAAGCGCUUAGGUUGGAGGUGUAGUAUUCACUGGGCCGCGACCAUCCUCCAAUCCAGCGCCGAGUUCCACAGGGCUGGGUAGAACCUAAAAUUAUGGCACUUAUGGUCGGUACAUGUAGCUCCCUCAAGUCCUUUAUGUCAAUCGAUGCAUCGCAACCUCCUCUGUCACCCCUCCAAAAAGCGAUCUGAUUGGUGCCUCUGGGACCAAGAGCACUAUGGACAAAGUUUUACGAGACCUCGACAACUCUGUGAUCCGAUCAAGAGUUCCAUAGAGAUUGUGGGCUUCUCCCAUCAGGCGUAUUAAACACCUGUAGUCUCCUGCCUGGUCAGUGUUGCUUCCUGGGCCGCAGGAAAGGAGGCUGAGCUGCGAGGCACGGGCUGCAGAGGAGGUGGCGGUUGGACAUGUGCCAGUCCUAGGUGACCAGGCAGUCUGUGACGGAAUCAGUUUUUCAUAAAGAUCUUUUUGAACAAUAAGAAGUGGCAGAGACACUUUAAUGCUUAAUAUUUUGUAGUGCUGAGUUUAAAGUAUAGUUAAGCUUCUUUUAUAUACCAUGUACAAUGGUGCCUUAUGAGCACAGGAAACGUUUCUUGGAUUUGUCGCACCUUUCUAUUACGCAAAGCAAACUUUUUAUCUAUAUUUCCCAGAAUCUUAUGUGAUGACAUCCUGUACAACUUUAUAGAUGGAGCCAUAAAAAUAUAUGCGUAGGUUUAAAAGGAGGGACAGAAAGGUUGAGCUUAUGGAUAAAAAAUAUUUAUCAUUCUUUUUAUAAACUAAAGAGGAUGAAUAAAAAACAACAACAGUAUAACCAACUGUAAACUUCCCUAUACACGUCACCCAAUAUCUGUAGGUCCCUGGACUGCCCCUUUAAAGAACAAAAAUCCAUAUGUUUUGAAUUUGAGAGAAUGCCUUAUUAUCUUCCUGUCUCUGCUUAGUGUGCUGUCUGUCAGGGUUUUAUGUGAUGGGCUCUGUCUGGGCUUGAUACAGUACCCAACCUCAAUAAUGAGUGCAUCGGUAAUGGCUUUGCAAUUAUGCAUAUACAUUUUAGGUAAAAUGUUCCUUCUGAUGGAGCAGGUGCACUUAAUGAACCCACGGUACGCACAGAGGGUUCAAGGUAAGUACCCUUGCAGGAUUUCUAAUGGAGAUCCUGCUUAGAAGUUAAACAGGGAAGUGAAAAUGGAGUCUACUGUCUCUUUAAUAAUUUUCCUUUAGUUAUAAGAACAGAAAAUUAGAACACACUAUGCUUUUAUCACCGUUUUCAUUUCCCUCUUUAUAAAAUUGAAAUAACACCAUAACAAGAACAAAUGCGACUUUUGGAGAAAAAAUUUUGUUUAGAAAGUAUCUCACUUUUAAUGCACAGGAAGACGACAGAUCAGAUGGGGCCCAGGACAGAACAACACCAACUCACGCCCAGCGGUCACCCCAAAAACUUCCAAGAAAACCCAAGAGUGCCCUUUGCAGAGUGUCUCUGCUGGAUUCAUCACACUACGAGUGCGAGGUGGAGGUGAGUGAGGCUGUUGGAGAUAUUUAGAAUGGACAUUCUUAGAAAACAAAAUCAUAGAUGGAUGCCAAAUUCCUGUAACCAGAACAUUAACACUGCGUAUGACUGGUGAAAAUUCCCUUGUCUUUUUCCUGUCUUACAGAAGCAUGCCCGAGGCCAAGUGCUGUUUGACAUAGUGUGUGGGCACCUCAACCUGCUGGAGAAAGAUUAUUUUGGUUUGACGUUCUGUGACUCAGACAGCCAAAAGGUGCUAAUCUCUUGCUUGUGUUAAUGUCAGGAUUCUACAGCAGAGUCGGCUGCACUAAGUUUGUUAUCUUUCCCAAAUGUGGCUGCAGUCAUAGCAGGAUCUGUGAUGGUGCUGUAACAUCAUUAUUUCUUGGCUUGAACUACUCAUAAAUAGAUCAAAUAGCCAAAUGUAUAUACAGUCUUUUUAUCUGAGGUUACUACUAUGAAACAAUGAAUCCUGAUAAGGCUAAUCUUAUGUCAUGGUACUGUCCUCAGGAUUCUGUCAGGGGUGGUUUUGCCAGUAUUUGCAUAGAUCAAGUCAGGUUGCCCCUGCAGGUGGCAGAAUUAUUGACCCAUUCACAGGUGGCAGAGGGAACAUCAGGAUUGCUUAACGGGUGGAAGUCAGAUUCCCUUUACAUGGAGUAAAGGAUGUCAGGAGCCCUGUGAUUUUGUGUUUGUGUGUAUGUGCAUUGUGUGUGUGAGUGACCUUGUGUGGGGGAGAUUAUUGUGUGUGUUGUGUUGGGUGGCUAGAAGUGUGAAAACUGUGUGCAAUAUGUGUGAUGUACAGAAAAGAAAACAGAUGGAGAAGGGCUGCGCCACAGAAAGAAGUACUAAAAUAUUGUCCCAGUAAAAUACGAUAUACAAAAUAGUCUCUGGGUAAAAUAAAUUAAAUAAGUAAGUCCAGCUUUGGUUUCUUGGUUCUUUAUACUUGUGAAGGGUCUGGGUCGUCUCACUCUCUGUAUGUGGAAAAAGAAAAGACAGAGCGACCUGAUAUGCAAUAUGUCUGGGCUAGACAGACAACACUUAAGAAAUUAAAAUAUUGCACUCACAUGAACAAGAGCUAUCACCAGCUCUAGUGAAUAUCGCAUACAGUGGUAUAAUCCUCACUUAUGGGAUCUGAUGGUCGUAGUCUUUCACAAGAGAUGGUUAUCUAGGUGCUCAGAGAAAGAGAGAUAGCCACAGAUAGUGCUCUCAGUAAUAUAAUACAAGUAAAAUAAAAUAAAAUAUUCUACUUAUUUUAUUUUAUGAGAUAUUCACUAGUGUUGGUUAUAGCUCUUGUUCAUGUGAGUGCAAUGUUUUUAUUUCCUGAUAGUGCAAUAAGUCCUGGCUAGUCGGACAACACGUAAGAAAUAAAAAUAUUGCACUCACAUGAACAAGAGCUAUAACCAACUCUAGUGAAUAUCACAUAAAAUAAAAUAAGCAGAAUAUUUUAUUUUAUUUUACUUGUAUUAUAUUACUGAGAGCACUAUCUGUGGCUAUCUCUUUCUCUGAGCACCUAGAUAACCAUCUGUUGUGAAAGACUACGACCAUCAGAUCCCAUAAGUGGGUGAACCACAUAUCCAAAAUUCACCUAGAUCCAUUCAGUAGUUUGGAAGAUACGGUUUAAUGCAGAUUCUGCAGAACAUAUACAAGCUAUAUGAAAAAUAAUUACUGUUAAAUGUGUCCCCUGUUCUGUAGUUUAAAACUACUAAACGAUGUCUUUGUGUACCAAAUACCGGCAAGAUAGCACCGCGUAGAAAAGUCAAAACAGUGUCUGUGAGUUAAAAUGGCCGCCAUCUAUUGUUCUCACCAUGUGCUUCAUCCAUUGUUCUCACCAUGUGCCUCUGAUACAUGAAAUGGUGGCCACCCAGUAACUCCACACUAUUUCCCCAGAUGGUUCUGAAAGGGCCAGCAGCAGCAUAAUAAAAUACAGUAUGCCCAAAUCAGUUCCUUAAAGGGCAAUACAUCCCAGGGCCAUAGUCGCAGGGCAGGAGGCUGGCAAACAGGCCCCUCCAAAAACCAGUGGCGAGGUCACUAUCGCCACAGUUAUUCUGAAGGGUUGAGAGGGAUCCCCUUCUUAGGGUUGAUGCCUUCCUUUACCCCUUUUUUUUUUUUUUAGCGCUGACCCUUUCUGUUUUUUAUCAAUAUUUGUGAUGUGUAUGUCUUGGCUGAUUGUGUAAGGUGGCGGUGUGUGUCUGUGCUAGAUGUGUAGAUUCUCAAUGUUAGCUAUGCUAGCCGUUCGGUUAUUUUAGCCUUAAAUUGAAAUUCACUUUAAAUUCCAGGCUUUCAGUUCACUUUAGUAAGAAAAACAACAAAAAACAUGUUGUUAUUAUUAUUCCAUAUAUAUAACGCCAACAGAUUCCGUAGCACUUUACAAUAUUAUAAUGGGGGGGGGGGCUUUAACUAUAAAUAGGACAGUUACAAGAAAACUUACAGAAACGAUAGUUUAAAGAGGACCCUACUCAAACGGGCUUACAGUCUAUAGUUUUAGAUGAAGAAGCCAGUGGCGUACAUACCGGGGUCGCAGGGGUUGCGGCUGUGACUGGGCCCGGCCGCCCUGCGACCCGGUAUGUACCCACUGUGGCUAGCCUCUUCUCCUGGGGGGCCCUGGUAUCACAGGGCGGGCAGGCUGGCGGGCGCGUGAGGGAGCACUGUCCCCUGUGUGCUCCCUCUUCAGCUCCCUCGCAGACCGCACUGAUACCGGAGCCGGAAGAUGACAGUGCUCCCUCGCCUGGCCACCCAAGAGCCCAGCAGCACCACUGGACCCCAGGGAAUCCCCUCAGCACUCCAAAAGGUAAGGAGGCUGGGGGAUUAAAUUUAAAAAAAAAAUGUGUGUGAUAGUGUUAGUGUGUGUGUUAGUGUGUGUUAGUGUUAGUAUAUUAGUGUGUGUGUGUUAGUGUUAGUGUCUGUUAGUGUGUGUGUCUGUUAUUGAGUGUGUGUCUGCUAGUGAGUGUCAGUGAGUGUGUUACUGUGUGUCUGUUACUGAGUGUGUUUGUGUGUGUCUGUUAGUGAGUGUGUGUUUGUCAGUGAGAGUGUAUGUUUUGUAAGUGAGUGUGUAUGUAUGUCUGUCGCUGAGUGUGUCUCUGUCAGUAAAUUUGUGUGUCUGUUAGCUAGUGUGUAUGCGUCUGUUCGUGAGAGUGUGUGUGUCUUCAGCACUUACCUUUCUCCAGCGCAGGACUCCCUUGGCGCUGGGGAUCCCUCCGCCUCUCAGCUCCGAAUGCGGCAAGAGCCGCGCACGCAUUCAAAUCGCCCAUAGGAAUGCAUUAUUCAAUGCUUUCCUAUGGACGUUCAGUGUCUUAGAAUCGCGGAAGCUCCUCUAGCGGCUGAGACAGCCACUAGAGGCUGGAUUAACCCUCAGUGAAACAUAGCAGUUUCUCUGAAACUGCUAUGUUUUCAGCUGCAGGGUUAAAACUAGAGGGACCUGGGCACCCAGACCACUUCAUUGAGCUGAUGUGAUCUGGGUGUCUGUAGUGGUCCUUUAAGUGUGUGUGCAUCUGCAUGCACUGGCGUACAUACCGCCCAGGUGCCCGCCGCCAUGUGUUGCGGCCCCGGCCCGCGCAUAGUAAGCGGGGGGGGGGAUCAAUUUUCGCCCCGGGGCCCCAUGGGUCAUAUGUACGCCACUGGAAGAAGCCAUUAUUUGGAGACUGACAACUAAAUAUGUCCAGAUUAUUUGGACAUUUUAUUUUAAUGAAACAACCAAUACCUAACACUGGAGCUAAUAUCAUGACUAUUUGAUACCUUAUUACUAAACUCACUCCUUUUUGUGUUAUAGAACUGGCUGGAUCCCUCCAAGGAAAUUAAAAAACAGAUCAGAAGUGAGUGUGUGAGUCUCGCUGUAUCUGCGUUUUAAUUUUUAUUUCUCCUCAUUUUUUAUUUGUUUUUACCUUAUUGCUUUUUUUUUUACUUCCAGAGCUUCACAAAUUCAUCAUACACUUUCUAUCCCCAUCACAAAACUUCACAUUACUUCCUUACCCUUAUUUUAUUUCUCCACACUCAAACUCAUGAGCCUGUUUUUCACUCCUUUCGUUACCCUCCCUCCCCUCCCCUCUGUCUCCCCAUUUUCUUACCAUACAGGUGGUCCCUGGACAUUUGGUUUCACAGUAAAGUUUUAUCCCCCGGAUCCUGCUCAGCUCACCGAAGACAUUACAAGGUACUUAUUGGGAUCCAAAGUGCUUGUGGGUGUAAAACAAGAACAGGGUGGGUUUGAGAUGGUGUAUAUUUUGGAUAUAUAUAUAUAGUUAUAUUAUGAUAUUAUAUACAUAUAUAUUGAUCUGUGCCAUUGGUGACAUAGCUGUCACUUUCCAGCUCCCUCUUAGUAUCACUUCGUUAGUGUGGAAUGUGAAAAAAGCUGAAAAUCUGUCUGUUGUAGUUAUGGUGCUGGUGCAAUUCCCUGGUUCCGUGUCAAUCCAUUUUAACUCCUAAAUGGCAGAUAAUUGAGCAGUGAGACUGCCGAGGCUUGAUCUAUACACCAAAACAGCUUCAUUAAGCUAAAGUUGUUUAGGUGACUAUAGUGUUCCUUUAAAGCUGGUAGCAGAACUCCAACUCCAUGAGAACUUUGAUUUUCCUCCUGACGACACAAACAACUAUGCCCUUAAUUUAAUAAGAUUUUAAAAAUAAUUUAAUAGUGUUAGUAAAAACUAUUUAUCUACAAAUGAUUUACCUACAAAAUUCCCAUAGACUUUUAUGAUGACUUUUGUAGGCCUAGAAAGAAAGGGCAGAAAAGGACCAGUAGAUAUGUAUGUACAGGAACCAGGAAGGAAGUGUUUUAGAACGGAGGAGGUGGGGCAGAGGAGGCCGGGUUAACAUGCAGAAUACUGCAAAACAUGUUUUUAUGAAUAUACAUAAAUUAUUCAAAUUUGGACUUGAAAAAAUAUGGCUAAUUAUGAUUAAAAAAAAUACAGCUAAUCAUGUCUUUAGGCUAACAUGAACCAAUUUAAUGCAUGCUUUUUCCUGCAGGUAUUACUUAUGUCUGCAACUGAGAGCUGACAUCAUCAGUGGGCGACUUCCCUGCUCUUUUGUCACUCAUGCCCUACUUGGGUCAUACACAGUACAGGCUGAGCUCGGAGAUUUUGACCCCGAGGAGAAUCAUGGAAACUACGUGAGUGAACUGCGCUUCUCCCCAAACCAAACACGAGAGCUGGAAGAGAGAGUGAUGGAGCUCCACAAAACAUACAGGUAACGAAGGACGAAGGGUUGGUGACACCAUAGAGAUAAUGCAAAACUAUUAAUUCCACUUUAUAAAUGUGGCCAAGGUGGGGACAGUCCUUCUUUGCUGGAAAACGCCCCAGUUUAUCUCUAACCAUUCUUAAAAGUUUUGAUAUUAAAUUAGUGGACAGUGCUAAGGAAGCUGUGUUGUUAAGUUUCUCAUAGUUUCCCUUUAAACAACUUUCAGCUCUUUAGCUGCCAAAGAAUACCACUCCCAAUAUGCAGGACUACUUCAUCCAGUGCUCAAGGUUGGCAUUUGCUUAAAAUACAACAUCAUAAAUGUUUCCCUAUUAGGGGAUAAGUGCUGGUUGUGUAAUAAUGAAAAUAUAGUAAGGUAGUUAAACCUUGAGGUAGCCAGUGUCUCCAAAAAUGUUAUUAAUGGUUCCCAGUUCUAUAGCUGUUUUAACAUGGGUCUCAUGAAACAGGUUAGCGUAUAAAUGGGGGUUUCUAGCCCUAAACCCAAGAGACCCAGGGGGACUUGCCAAAUGGAUACUUCUUGACAUAAUGUUCCUCGUCCUAUGUGACAGGUGAAUAUUGUGUGAACUGAAUGUUCCAGCAUAGGUGGACUAUACUGUAGUGUUUUUGUUAUGGUGUCAUGUACAUGACUUAAUCUAAGGGACAACGUACAAAGAUUCAUGAUCUGUUUACUUAUUAAGUCGGUCUGUUUUCUAAAAUUGCUUCUCUGUCAGUGCAUUUUGGAAGAACAGCUCUGGGAUUCACAUAUACACUGAAAUCUCACUUCACCGAUAAAUUACAUGUUUCCUCUAAGCAUUGUCUUCCUGUAUGCAUACAGUUGUAUGGCUUUAAAACUCAUUGCUUUCUAAAAAUAGGUCAUUUAACCAUCCUCUAGCAGGGCAUGUAGAUGUGGGCAGCCGUAGCUGGCAUUGAUUUAAUUAUCAUGCAGUCUGCAAGUGACUCACAUUUACAUUUUAAUUCGAGACUGCCAGAAUCUUACAGUCGCUGUUUAUAAGCCUCUGAUAACUCUUUACUCAUCAGUAGGACCCCCGAGGGUGCAUGAAGUGUUUUGAGUUGGUUGUCUGUAGCUCCCCUCUCCCCCCACGUAUAGGAUUUCAAUCCAUUCUGCUGUUUAAAAGCUGCUUCCUAAUGCACUGUAGGCACUUGGAGAUUCAGAAACGCACAUAUGCAUACUAAUAUAGAUUUUUCUUGUAUUUAUCUUUUUGCUAUUUAUUAGGAAAUGUAACCCCUCACUGUGGAGAAUAAUAUUUCUGGUUUAUCCCCUCAACAAAAUUGUCACUGAUACCAAAGCACCCCAAACAGGUUUUCUGCCAGGACCAGGUGGAGAUCAGGGAACCUUUGUAGUCUGACCUGAUAAAUGGUUAAUUAUUAAUUUUACAGUAGUUCCUAUCCCAGUAAGAGAACUGUGAAGCAAGUUGUUAUUAUUGUAAGGGGAGCUAUUACAGGCAUCUAAAUAUUUGCAAAAAUUAUGUCACUGAUGCAGAAAUGCAACUUCCACAUUAACAAUAGAUAAACGGGUACCAGACCACAGACAAUUCAAACGUAGAUUCACCAAAGACCGGGAUGGCACUGUAACCACAACAAUGACACAUGGCAUGUAGCAGUUAUGGUGCAUUGACUGCACUUUUAACAAUUAUAUUCCAAAAGAGAUUAUUGGUUGGUUAUUCGUCCAGACUGUCCAUCCCUUGAGGACCAACUAGCUCUAAACCAGUUUGCCCUAAAUAUGGAGCUGCCUCUCUUUGAGCUAAGCACAGGUGAUUGCUAUGAAAAUUCCGUAGUGAUGUCAAUUUGUGAUUCAGGAGCAUCACUCAUGUACGUAUAUGCAAAAGUGCAAAACAGACGUAAAGUAAAGAUGAUUGUUUUUUUUCCAACUGCACUGAUCACGUGAAGCUCGAUGUCUAUGUGAUGAUGCAUUAUUCUUGGUUGAUGCCUUCUGGGAACAUUUCCAUUAUCUUUACUUGAUUGAUGAAGGAAGCAGUUGGCCACUACUCACCUAAUAAAAUGAAUGACCUAAUGUCUUGGUCUGUAAAAGCAUUCUAUGUAAAUAUUUAACUUUAUAAGUAGAAGUGUGGCUGUGUUUUAAAAACCCAGCUAUGAUAACACAAGAUAAACAAACUAAAAACUGGAAGAUGUUUCUCUGCGUGUUUGUGACAUUAUGGAUGGACACCAAGCUCAGGUGGUGCUCCCCGGAAGGGAUAUUAAAGUGACACAUGGAGCAAAAGAGUUCUUCCAUCACUGGAUAGCAUUGACUGUAUUCCCUAGCAUUAUUAGUGCUAGUGAUACAAUGACUGUCACUUAGUGUGACUUGCAAUAAAGUUUCAAAGUCUACAUGUGCUUUGGAACCUUGAUGGGUCCAUCCCUAUCUUUGUGUGUGACAGUCCCCAUAUACUUGUUUGAAACUUUAAUAUUUAGUGAGAAAAUUUAAAAUUUAAUAUCUUUGGAUAAACUGUUCAAAUUAUUUAAUAUUUUAAUAUUAUAUAUUUAUUUAUUUAUAACCAGGGGGCUGCACUCACCUGAACAUGCAUAAAUGGGGUGCUGCUUGGGGCCAAUUUAAACAAUAUACAAGAUCCAGCGCACUCACUUAUCCACUAAACAGCAACUUCAAUGAUGACAGAUUUUAUUAGUUUUUUUGAAACACCUAAUCUAGGCAAAAAAUAUAGGGGUUUAGUUACAUUAUAUGAUCAUACAUUGCAUUGUAUUGAUGUUGUGGCAGGCUUAUGCAAUGUAUGAUCAUAUAAUGUAACUAAACCCCCAUAUUUUUUGCCCAGAUUAGGUGUUUUUAAAAAACUAAUAAAGUCUGUCAGCAUUGAAGUUGCUGUUUAGUGGAUAAGUGAGUGCGCUGGAUCUUGUGUAUUGUAUAUAUAUAUAUAUAUAUAUAUAUAUAUAUAUCUUAUAUAUUCGAUAUUUUUGUAUGCUAAAAACAAUAAUUUUAAAAGUAUAUCCAAAAGUAUUAAAUAAUUUCAAAAGCUUAUCCAAAAAUAUUACUCUGAGGCUAUAUUUGGAGAUUUUUUAACUCCAGCAGUUAUUUUGGCAUAUAUUUAGAAUUUUAUGUUACCAGUUUACCACAACUAGUUUAAUGACUAAGCUACAUUGUCUUCACAAAGGCACUCUGCUCAAAUUAACUGGAAGAUGUCACUCUGUCAUAGGAUUUGUAAGAUGUGAAUUUCUCAUUGAUAAAACCAGUUAUUUUUUCCAUCAUCAAAGUGUACAUUUUUAAUUGAGCCUACCUUUGGUUAUGAUCUACAUUACAAGUAAAUAUGUUUUUCUUCUUGAAUGUAUGCAUGUCAAGGCACACAGUAUGCAGAAGAACAUAUGACAUACAGAAGCAAAAAUACACUGGGUAACACACCAUAAGCUGUUUUGGCCCAUGGGCAUAUGUUGUGCUGGUUAGGCUUAGGGAUAGUCACCUUCUUCUGCGGGUUGAGCCCUUUGAUCCUGUUGACAGGUGGACAGGCAUAAUCUUCCACAAAAUAUGAGAGCUAGUCUUAUUAUACUGUAUAUAAAAGUGAAAAGAAAAAAGCCCUAAGGGUUCCAGAGGCGAACCUUUCCCUUCUUCUACCCACAUCUCAAUUGUUUAAUUUAGCGUGCUUUACUUUUAAAUUGGUACUUGACAUCCUUAUUGUGACGCUGCUAUAUAAUGACGAUAUUGGAUGUUUUUGUUUAUUUCCUGGAUGUUCAUUUAAUAUAAAAAUGAUAAAAUAAGUGCAUGGCGAGCUACAUGUGCGUAAUAAAAUGUAUUAAAUCAAAAACAAUUUAAAAACCAUUUAUUUACUUGGUGUCAAAAUUUCAAGUCCUGUUCUUACAGAUAGGCUUGGAGUGUCCGUGGGUCCGUGGAGUGGGUUUCUACAUGCCAAGGUGAAAUUUUUACUCGCCUGGGCUAAAUUAUUUCUCACCCAUGACUAGUGAGUGAGUGAAAAUUUGGAUACUUGCUUAUAUUAUAUACAGUAAUUUGUGUAUUAUAGAUAGUGACUUACUAAGUUCUCUACUGCAUUAUAUGCAAGUUCUUGCAUUGAGGUCACACUGUGUGGGAUCAGUAGUUACAGAUACUCUGUACUCUUUUACUCUUGCAUUCAGUCCUACCAGAUACACUCAUUCAUGUUACUGAAUUAGACGUGGGAUAAUUGACUGAUUGUGAUACAGGAGGCUAAGUAGUUCCUAAUUCACAUACAAAUACUGUGCAGAUGGGCUGGCUGCUAACUUCACACUGUUUGCACUAUUCAGUGUCAUCAGAUUGAUGUCACUGCCCACUGCUUUAAUGAGAAGUGGAGAGAACUUGUCAGAGACAUAUAUCUUUAUAAUCAUCUGGGUCACUUUUAGGUAUUUUGACGCUCUUACAAUGUUUUUUUUUUUUUAAUUCAUAGAAACCAAAUUAAGGAAAAGGGUUAACCAGAUGGGAAAUUAUUUAAAAAUCUGUCAUUACAGCGUGACAAGACUAUCAAACAGGGCUGUUGUCUGGUGAUGUGUUUUAAAAUGUUGAAGAUCAUUUUACCAUUAAUAAGAUGAAUAUAUAUGCAGACAGGAUAUGGUGUACAUGAAAAGUGUAGGAAUUUCAGUACAAAUAGACUCUAUAUUCUUUGUACCAGCGCUCAAAGGUUCGGGAAUAAAUUCCCUGAGCUGAUUUAAAUAAUGAGGAGGAAUAAUUUAUACGUGAUGGCUUCAAUGGAGUCUUCAUACAGUGAAUAUAAUGGCUGAGAAACAGUUGUACCUGGUAACAAUCUGUUCAGUAGGAGGAGGGGGUGGCUGGUAACAUGAACAUCAAAACACACAACUUUGGUACAAAAUUCCAAAAAUGAGCAUCGAGGAUAUCGAGUCGAGGAUAUAGAGUUAUCUAAAAGAAGUAUGUUAAAAUCUUUUCCAGAUUUGGCAAGCUUAGCACUUUGGAUAUUUAUUUAACACGAAAAACACGUAGGGCGUAUGAAUAUACCAAUUCAUACCUUCAUAAUGCAUUGGUGGGGUGCCCUCCCAUUCUCUUGUAGAGUAUUUUAUGGAUUUUGGGAGGGCAAUGGUAUUUAGAGGAUGGUUGACUUGUUUAACCCCAUAAGGACCAAACUUCUGGAAUAAAAGGGAAUCAUGACAUGUCACACAUCCUGUCCUUAAGGGGUUAAAGGAGAUCUGUCACGUCUCAGGAUUUGGUAUAUUCUGUUUAUGUAUAACCUAUAUUUAUAGAAUAUGUUUCUCCAAGGUCUGAAAACUGUAAUUAAAUGUAGAGAUCCCUACUUUAAUUAAAUGUAGAGAUCCACACUUAUCCACAAUUUUCUUGCUUGAUGUAUAGUGUAGUUGACCAUGGCUAUAAGUUUUCAUAAUUUCUCUGGAAUUUCUACCACUAAAUAAAACAUUAAACAUCGCUUAUUGCUUGUGUUAGCCUUUUUUUUUUUUUUAAAUGUGAUUCUUCUUCUUUCAUUUAAAAAUUCUAUAUUAAAGAUUUAUCAGUUGGUAUCACAGUCCAGUUUACUUGUGGCACAGACAGAGCACACAUUGAAGGAAGAGAAACAGAACUGUUGUUUCUGUUUAAUCUCCUCCAGCUAUGCUCUCUCUAUGCCUACUGACAGUUACAAAUGACAGAGCUUAUAACAAUGAUUGACAGUGAAGCCGAGAUGGACAAACACAUGGUAUAUAAGCGACAGUUCCCCUUUAAAAUCUCUGUGUAGAAUCCCAAUCUAUGAACUCACUGUCAGUUUGUGGCUAUUUCUUGCCUUUAUAUCCCCCUUAAGGAUACAUAAUGUAAAUUUUCCAUCAUGAUUGCCUUUUAUUUAUAUGCCUUUUAACAUCUUGGGUCGCAGGUUCGAAUUCCGGCAGGGUUGACUCAGCCCUUCAUCCUUCCAAGGUAAAUAAAAUGAGUACCAUUAAAUUGGGUAAUAGUAACAACCCCUGGAUGUUGGGCUAAGGUAACAUCCCCAGGAUGUACUUGAAAACCAGAGUAAUCUGAAUGUGCCUUUCCUGGUUAAAUAUUUUGUUAUUAUUAUUAUUAUUAUCUAACAGACUCCCUGCUACCUUUUGUUAUACGCCCCAUUAUAUUAUUAACAUUGUAAUGCCAUGUGCUAUCUGAAGCUGCACUUGGUACAAACAUUGUUAUGAUCACCAGAUUUUAGGUUCUCUAAUUUAAUUGUAUCAGUUUUUCUAAAUAUUUAUUGUGUUGUCUUCAACCCUUAAUGUGUAUUAAUGUACCAAUUACAGAAUGCUGAAGGGAAUGUUUGUGCAUUAUACAUAAAACAGGAAGAAACAUAUAUAUUAGUCCCUUUCAAGAUUAAAGAGACACUCCACUGCCCAAAUGCAAAAAAAAUCAAAUAAAAAAAAAAAUCAAUGUUUAGUAGAAAUACCCCAAAUGGAAACAUGCAUUUAAUUAUGCAUUUUUUUCAUUUGGGAACCAUGAAAAACAUUGCAAGCCCUCCCCUUCUAACAUCGCCCUGACUUUCUGUGGUUGUCCAAUUCCCAAUACAGUUCACUGUUAAUUUUGUUGACUAACAAUAUUAGCCAGAUUUUAGUCGACUAAAACUAAAACAGUCCGGAUGACUAAAAUACGACUAAAACUAAAAAAAAUAUUUUUCUUUAAAGACUAUGACUAAAACUAAAAUUUUCCGCCAAAAUUAACACAGACAGAUAAGACACCUGGGAAAGGGAGGAGAGGACAUGAGACACAUGGGAGAGGGAGUAGAGGAAAUGAGGGGCGGAGGGAAUGAGACACAUGGGGGCUGGGGGAGUAAGACACAUGAGGGGGCUGGGGGAGUAAGACACAUGAGGGGGCUGGGGGAUCAAGACACAUGGGGGGCUGGGGUAAUAAGACACAUGAGGGGGCUGGGAGAAUGAGACACAUCAGGGAACUGGGAGAAAGAGACGCAUGAGACGGCUGGGGGAAUGAGACACAUAGAGGGACUGGGGGGGAUAUGAUCACAUGGAGGGGUUUGGGGAGAAUGAGACACUUGGAUGGGUUGGGAGAGGAAUUGAGAUAUAGGGGUGGCUGGGGUGACACAAAGCGACAUAGAGGGCUGGGGGAGAAGAGGCAAGGUGUUGGCGGGAAGAAAAUGGGGCUAUGGAGAGAGAGAGACAAAGAGGGUCUGAAAGGGGGAUCAAAGAGCCGCAGAAGGGCUGGGGAACACAAAGAGACACAGAGUGGUUAAAGAAGGGGCAAAAGAGACAAACCAGGGCUUGGGAGAGAGACACCCAGAGGGCCUGGGGAGACAUAAAGAGUCACAGAGGGGCUGGACAAGGGGCAAAAGAGGCAGAUAGAGGCUUUAACUAAACUAAUUAGAUUUUUGUGUCGACUAAAACUAAAACAAUUCAGAUGACUAAAAUACGACUAAAACUAAAAUGGCUUUUUAGUCAAAAGACUAUGACUAAAACUAAAUUGGAAUUUGCCACUAAAAUUAACACUGAUACAGCUCAAUGGUAAGUCUUUGCAGGGCAGGUGAUCUGGGCAAUUGAGUUUAGCUCCACUGAGUUUACCAAACCAGAUAGUAAUAGGACCGGUUGCCCGGUUGUUUAAUUUAUAAAAGUGCCUAUUUCUGUUGAAACCUGCACAUUUUGUAAAAUGAAAAAGAGGACACACUCUUCACACAUAAAGCACUUCAGCAAGCUAAAGUACUUUAGGGGUCUAGCGGAUCCCUUUAAUUUACUGUUAUCAUACCCUACUGAAAAUAGGUAGAUAUGUAAUGAAAGAAAGAUUCCUGGACACUUGGACACCUAAGCCUGCCUCAUAUAAUGACUUAUAAUGCUGUAUAGUAUUAAUUGAUUGGAAACAAUUAAACUGGAACUGUCAUUCCUCAGACUUUGCAAUACCCAAUGGCUAUCGCUGCACAAUUUCUUUUCUUUUCUUUUUUUACAUUUUCAGUAGUUUUAUUUUGUGCAUUUUUUAUUUGCGUGGCAUAUCAUCAAAAGUAAGUGAACCUCAGGGGUACCAUGCAUGCAAACAGCGCUGUUGAAGGAAUGCCCAGGCGCACAUGUGCUCGUUAGACAUUUCACUGCCAUCCGAGGCGUUAGGCAGCAGCACAGUCACCCUGAACAUGAAUGUACUGCAAAAGAAUGUUUUGUAUUUACCUACAUAACUAUUCACCCUGUAAAUACUUCAAUAGUGUUUACAGUGAAGAAAUUAGGAAUUAUCACAUCAAAAGGAGUGAUAGCUCAGCAAUAAAAUAACUUUUGUAUUGGAAUAUUUGCUUCUCCUCUAUAUCAAUAUCUGGUCUCAAAUGUAGACUCAGUAGUUGUUGGCUUAUCUUACAGAUUAGGCAUCGGUGCCCAAAGGUAGAUCCCCAGAUGUUUUAAAACAACAACUUACAUUCUGCUUUGUCAUUCUAAAGACGCAAAGCAUCAUGGAAGUUGUAGUUCUGCAACAUCUGGGGAUCUACCAUUUGGAGACCCGUGCUGUAAGGGAAUGUAAAGGUAGAAAAACAGAAAAUGCAGGUUAAUUGUUGGCCCUCUUCUCUUUUCUACCUUUAUGCAUUUUCAUUUUAUACUUUAAACAUUAAAUAAACUAGUUUUUGUAAAUGCCCUACGGUUUGAUUUUUAUCUCCUCCAUAGUUACUGCUUUCUUUCAACUCUUUGUUUCUGAGCUUGCAUUAUUUUCAGAGAAUGUAGUUUUACUUGUUUUAUCAAAAGUAGAGAACUAGGUGUUUCUAUAUAACAUAUGUAGAUAUCUAGUAACAUAUUGCAUGUAAACACAGCAAGAAAGGAUUGCGAAACAUAUUAUUUAUACACAGAUGUAGAGACAACUGUAAGUAUAAUAAUGUUUUCAGAAUUAAUAGAAAAGGGAGCGAUAUCAUGAGCGUAAGACUGACCUAGAGAGUAGGAAAUCAACAGAAAAAAAAUACCUGUUCAAAACCAACUGGCGUAAAGUGGUGGUUAAACUUGGCACUGAGCAACUUGGCAAAUGAUCACAGAUAUUUAUAAUGAUGGCAUUAGGCCUAUCUGGCAUACACGAUUAGAGGGUGAGGGGUCAUGAGAGUAAUAAAGAGUAUGUCAGUAAUUGUAGGCCAAAAUAGACACAAUGGGAACAUUCUCCAAUUCAGCUCUUUUUCCAACUUGGUUAUUUUGUCUUGAAGAAACACUCCAGGCACCAUAACCACAACAGCUCACUGUAGUUGUUUUAGAGCCAGGAGUACUGUGCCAUCCCUCAUGUACGCCGUCAAACCAUUUUAGAGUGGCUUAGCUCAUUGGCUGAGAGUGAUCAGCUGAUUAUCUCAGUCAAUGAACUGGCCCAGGGCUCAGCUCAGGGAGCCAACAGAAGGAGCAGGGGCUUCCGUCUUUCACCGUGAUGUAUGUGAGGAGGCAGACAGCGGCACCUUGCACACUCCAGGUAAGAAGUCAAAACAUUCUAAAACAGUUUGACAACUUGGGGGCACCAGGGAACUCUUGGCACCAUUGUCACCGUAGCAUGCUAUGGUGAAUAUGGUUCUUGGAAGGUUUCUUUAAAUUUAGCAUUUUUUCUACAAUUUAGUACAAUACCCGGUUUAGUGAGAAUGUUUUUGUUUGUUACUUUUUUUUUUUUUCAAGAUUGAAACAUCAACAUUUGGAAAAAUGCACUGUGAUACCUUUCAGAGUGAUUUGUGUCACAGUGUGUCUGAUCGUGCGUGCGAGGUGUCUGUUUCUGUCUGGCCAUGUACGACAGAUUGUUGAUGUGUAUGUGCUUGUGCUAUAAAUUGCACGAAGCCCACUGAUGUAUGGACAGUGGUUAAGCUCAAGAGAUUUCAAUCAUUGUAUGUAUUUCAUAGAGGGAUCUUUGUCUGUGUAACAGGGGGAUGACUCCAGCUGAAGCAGAGAUUCACUUUUUAGAAAAUGCCAAGAAGCUGUCGAUGUAUGGAGUGGAUUUACACCAUGCCAAGGUAUAGAAUGGAAAGUGGAGUUUCAGGAUUCUUACCUUACACUCUUUCACCAUGUUCUUAUCAUAUGUAUUGAUACCCUUUCUUCACCUGUGCCUCAAACACUCGGCUCUCACUGAUUUACUUGGUCUAUUGCGACAUUUCUGUGUAUGUCUUGGCUUACAGUACUGAUUCUGUUAGAUCACUUUUACACAUCCAUAUUUAAUCUCCAUUCCCUCCCAACUUAUACGUCUUGACUGGUAACAACGUUUCAUCAACAGGACUCUGAAGGCAUUGAUAUAAUGCUGGGUGUCUGUGCCAAUGGACUAUUAAUCUACAGAGACCGUCUGAGGAUAAAUCGCUUUGCAUGGCCAAAGAUCCUAAAGAUUUCUUACAAGAGGAGCAAUUUCUACAUCAAGAUCCGACCGGGAGAGGUGAGAAACAAGGAUGGAAUGUUAGCCAAUACUGUAGGAGGCCAUCAGAUAUUCCAAAUGCCAGAUUUCUUAAAUAAUGUUUGAUGACUGAUUAUUUUUUUGUUUCUCAUUUAUGCUGUAAGGGUCUUGCUCUCUCUUGUUUCAGUAUGAGCAAUUUGAGAGCACCAUCGGGUUCAAGUUACCAAAUCACAGAGCAGCAAAGCGUCUAUGGAAGGUCUGCAUAGAACAUCACACCUUCUUUAGGUGGGUAUGGUAAGCACGAUGCAAUGCUUCUGGGAGGCUGCUAUGUUCAGAUUAGUUAUAACAUAAAGGGCAGCAAGUCAUUAUGCAGCAAUAGAGCUAUAUUGAGAAUCAUCAUAAUUAUAAUGAGGCGUCAGGCUGGAGAUCUAAAUAGAAUAGAAUCAGCACAGAGGUGUAGUGAAAGCGGAGAGGUUUAUUUGUGCGUAAAUAUAUAAUUACUUUGUCAUAGAAAAGGAUGAGUUAAAGACAGUUUGAAUUUGCUAUCAGUUUAGAUUGAAUAGAAAAUGCAAAAAUGUGUUUAGGAGUCAAUUUCAGAUUAACUAUUUGACUAUCUUCACUGUCUUUUCUACCUAAAGGCUUGUCUCGCCAGAGCCUGCCCCAAAGGGUUUUCUAGUGAUGGGUUCCAAAUUCCGGUACAGUGGUCGUACGCAGGCACAAACACAGCAGGCAAGUGCCCUAAUAGACCGGCCGGCUCCCAACUUUAAACGCUCUGCCAGCAAACGGUACACGCUGUCCCAGAGCCACGAAGGAGGUAUGUAAGGGGCAUAGGUAAUUGUGUGACGGUGUGUGUUGGCUGGAUAAUUUUUGUCAAUUUAACUUGUCUGAAAUGUUUGGAGUUUGGCAUUUUCUUCCACCAUAUUUGUUUGAUCAGUAUGUGUCUGGUACAACUUUGAAGUAUUCAUUGAGCACUAAGGGGGUUAUGUAGAAAAUAUGUCCUGUUCUAAAAUGUGGUCUAAAGUGGUAAAAGCGGGGCAGUCACCAAGGAAACCCAUGGUACCAUCAGGUACAUUGCGUUGGUGACUCCACCUCUAUUCCAUAUUUGCACCACUUUGAUAACAUGACAGUUUUUAUACAUAAGUCUCUAUGUAUCCAAGAGAACUGAAAUAGCUUUGAGAAAAUAGAUAUUUAUUACAGUUUUAAUUGUUUUUCCUGUGUCUUCUCUUCCCUAUUAUAUCCUUUCCACACCUUUGUCUACAAUGAUUAUGUAUUUAAUCUUGAGUUUUGGAGUGAUGCUCUUGUAUUUUUGUGUUGUGGGAAUUAGGAUAUUAAUAUAGCUCAGUGUCGCCUAUGUUGUUAUGCUGACGACGGAACUUUGAACAAGUUACUGUGUAUUAGUGUGGAACACAGCUCUAGGUGUUUAGGUUCUUUGUUUGUCCUACCACCUAGGGAUGGGAGAUAUUACUAUCAAAGCGGGGUCUUGACAAAAUGGCAGAAUGAGUUGUCCACCAACCUGCAUUAAUGUAUCUUCCUUUUCUUACUGUAUCUCUCACUGUCAGGAUUCUCGCGACAAGCUGCUGUGAAUGAGAACCAUGAGUCGUCACCAGAGAAAAAUCACGAAGGUUCUCGAAGAGAGAGGGAGGAGGACGAAGAAGAAGAGGUGACAACACCUACCAAAAUCAAGGAACUAAAGGUGAGCAAGCACAUGGUUUCACACUGGCGUUAUUGGUAAGUGUCCCCCAGUCUGUUUGCAAAUGCAUAAAUACAAUGUGCCCAUGUUUUGCAUCUGCAUGCACAAUAUAUGUGUCUUUUAAAUAUGUGCAUUUGAACACGUGUGUAUUGUGUGUGUGAUUGAUGAACAGAAAACAAGUAGGGAAGUGUGGUAAAAUAUGUCCAUCUAUAUCAACAGUGAAAGCAUUCUAUAAACUAAAGAGUCAAUUAUCUGGGGACCACUGCAUUAGAUAAAUAAUCCAGUUACAUCUUCUGAAAAUGUAUUCAUCUACUGCCAUUCUUCAAAUUCCCGGACACAUACAUCAGAGUUUCUCAGCCUAGGUCCUCAAACAACCAGAGUAUGUAGGAACCCUUCAUAUACGCACAGGUCGUUCUAUCAGAAGAACUGAGACACCAGUUGAAUCUAUGCAUGUCUAUGGAGAAACUAGUUAUUUGAUCAGGUAUGGACCAAAUCAGAGAAGUUCUACUUUAGAACAGGGAGACACAUUCCAGUGAAGGAUAUUUACUUAUAGGCCUUGAAGGAUGCUCAUGUUUGGGUUGUCCAUAAUAUGGAUAUCUUUCCAAGAGUUCCAUUGUAGAUUGAAUAGAAGGACAUUUGCCCAUAGCAGCAUUUACAGCAUUGUAUCUCCUUAAUCUCUCAGAGCCAUAGUAACUUUACCAUAUUUAGGGCACCAUGAUCUUUGUUAAGAAUGCACUUUAGUAAAACUGAUUAUUGUAGAACUCUAAAAUCUGCAAAGGUUUGAUGAAAGGUCAGUGUGUCUGUGUGCAAUACCAGCUGCAUAAUUGCAUAUCUUUGUAUCCACGUGUGCAUGUUCUAAUGCCUGUAUUCAUAGAUAAAGCAUAUAGUCCAUGUGUCCUUUUGUACAACCAUUGCCCAAGUGCAAGUGAAAGCUGUUUUUGUUCUCAGGUAAAACCAGAAUAUGGAAAGUUAAUCAUAGUUCUACCUCAGUAACAGUAAAUGGCUGUAUAACUGUACUGCUUUAGCUAAGUGGUGGCUCUUGAGAACCAAAGAUGCUAACACAUGCUGUGUGCAUUCCUUUUUAUACCAUUGUACAUGUGUCUGUAUGUGUUUCCCAGUGCCUGUUGAUUUUUUUGUGAGGCAACUAUUCCAUUGGAAGUACAGUCAAAUGUGCAUGUCUAGCUGUUACUGAACUACAGUUCCCAUAAUCCUCUGCAUAGAUCCUUGCUAUCAUUGUAGCUAGCAGAAUUUUAUUGGAGUUGUAAUCUAGUAACUUCUGAAGGUCCAUAUUAGCUUACCCUUUACUGCUCUGUGUCUUUAGUGUAUGUGUUUAUAGCUUUUCAUCUUUAUAUACAUUACUGUAUGUCUAUGCUCUCAACUCCCAUGUGUACAGCCGUGUUUCUGUGCUGCAUUUUCUCCCUCUCACUCGCUUGCUUCUGUUUCUUACUUAUCGCUACCAGUCGGAACAAGAGAGCACUCCCCGGCACAAGGAGGUACCCAACUACUUAAACCAAAAUCCAUUUACCUUCCCGGCUCCCAUCCACCUCUCCUAUGAUCCCUCUACUUAACCCAGCAUCCAACUUCUUACCCAAAUACCCACGGAUGUGACCCAGUGCCUGCCACAGAACCAUUAACCUAUCCUACAUAUUAUCCUGUAUCCUGCCUGCCUACUUAUCCCUGCUUCCAACAAGUGACCCAGUUAUUCAUCUGCCAUUACCUGCCUGUUUUCCUGCCACUCUACCCCGCUGUUUACUCAACUAGUCAGAAAAAUCUGCCCUAAAUGAUCCAGUAGCCUAAAUUGAUGAUUAUCCUUCAUGUAUUACCCAGCUGAUAGAUGACAUAACACUCAAACCAAAAGGUUCCAGUAAAGAUUUUAUUUGGACAUUGCCUGUAGGGAUGGUGUUACGAGCCAUGUAACUAAACAAUAUAAAUAGUAAAAUCCGCGUAUUGCCCAGGUACACAAAUAGUUUACCAUAGAAAACAAGCCUCCUGCUUACUCAUCUGCCACAUCAGUAAUCUAACUGUAAAGAAAUUGAAUUACAUAAGCAGCUACAAGAAAAUGCAGAACAUCUAUGUGAUACCUGGGUACCGGGGAACACCUUUCAGUGGCACCUGGGUCUCCCAGGUAAUGGUGGACAACUCCGCCCCCAGUGAAUGAUGGUUAUUGGAUUGCUUCACUGUAACUAUAGCUUCAUGUCACACAACAUAACAUAAGUUGGCAACACUACGGAUAUUGAGGUCAGUCCUAAUAGCCAGAAGGUACAACAUAUCCAUGGUAAAAUUUAAACUGAGGGAACUUUAUCUAUUGGGUCGGGGACUUCGGGAGUGACAUCACUUAGGGAACAGUUAAUAAUAAAAAAAAAUUAUAAUCUAAAUCAUCAAAAUGCUACACUAACACAUGGGUCAUUUUUAAAAGGGGAGAGGCCAUUAGGUAAUUGGUAAGUUGAGUAAUGUAAAUACGGUUAAUCCACUGUUUUUAUAAGCCUGAAAUCUUAUUGUAGUCUCCUGAAAUUCUAGAAUUAAAUUAAUAUAACCAGCCAGUAAAAGGUACUGAUACUGUGCUAAUUGAAUUAUCCAAAGUAUAGUUGUGUACAAUAGUGUGAUUAUUAUUCAUGCCCUUUACAGAUAAACUGUUCCCAGGCACAUUAAUAACCCAAUAAUACCAUUCAAGCUAAGUAAGCACCACAGUAGGCCUCCAUUCACAGUUAUAGAGUAAGCUAUUUAAUUCACGAUUGUCUAGUUCAGGGAUAAAGUAGCACCCAAAUUGUUCCAUCCAUGCUACUUCCAGGGGCUUCUUUGUGAUGCCUCCAUUAUCUUCAUAGACUAAUGGUAGACAUAGGGAAAAGUUCUAGGAAUAACCAGUGAUGAUCACUUAUGUAUAUAGUGUCUGUGAGGUACACAUGCAAUUUGCCAAUGGGUAUAGUGAGAACUAUUACUUGUAUAGGCCAGGAAAAAUGAUUAUUUAUAACCAGUUUUACAAACAAACCUGUGCAGAUUCUAUUGGCAUUGUUUGGAUAUUAUUACUGAAUAGCUCUUCAAAAAAGCCCCAGAAGUUAAAAUCAAUCUCAUAUUUAAACUACAAACUGCAAAUAAUUUGAUAACAUUGCUCUGAAUGUACUACAUUCAAAUGUCAGUGUUUCCAACAUCUGCUUAUUUACCCCUAUUAUGUUCAGCAAGUUAUCCUAAGCAAUCUGCCCUGAACUCAGCAAUAUAUGUCCAACACAACACAUCACUUUCUCCCACUUAGCAUGUUAACAAGAUGUAAGGUCCACAAACCCUGAGAGAUCUGAAAGAUUAAACACAUUUUAGCACUAGAAGAAACCCUUCCACUGUCAAAAAUCGUAUCUUAAGGAAUUGCAGGUGUGGCUCUGACUCCAUGAUUACAUCUCUUCCUUAGUUCCUGGACAAGUCGGAAGAUGUCCUGUUGAAGCACCAGGCCAGUAUCAACGAACUGAAGAGAACUUUGAAACAACCAAACAGCAAACUGGUUCACAGAGAACGUGGAAGUCAAAAACGGCUUCCUUCCUCACCUACCUCCUCAUCCCCCAAACCAGAGGUCAGUGGGUUUAACUGGCAAUGCUUUGUCAUUGCUUCCAGUAGUGAGCAAAUAUAAUCCAAUUUGUUUAUUUGCUGUUUUUCUUAGUAAGGUUAUUUACAUCAGACGAUUUGUACUUUAAAGGCAUGUGUGUGUUUGUAUAAAAUACAAAAAACAGGCUGUGCCAAAAGGUGUGAACAGAUAGAGUAAUAUAAUAAUAAUAUAAAAAAGUCCAAAUAUUCACGAUCCAAAUAUCGCGAUCCCAACUGUUUCUGGAUUCUUGGGGAAUGUUGGUUCUUGGUUAAGGUGCUUGUAAAUAUAUGUAGUGAGACACCAAAUGACAAAUAGUAGUGCAGACUGUUUUGGCAGAAAAAUAGGAUUCACAACAGUAGUAUAUGAGUUAGUACUCACAUGUUAUGGAGCUUAAACUAGCUCUAAGUAAAAUUGCUUGCAGUGGUACAAUCCCCACUGAUGGAUUUAACUUUGAAGCAAAUAUAUACAUACACAUAUAUCCGUACAUAUAUUUACAAGCACCUUCACCAAGAACCAACAUUCCCCAAGAAUCCAGAACAGCCGGGAUUGUGAUAUUUGGACUGUUAAUAUUUGGAUUUUUUUAUAUUAUUAAUAUAUUAUCUAUUCACACCUUUUGGAGCAACCUCUUUUUUUGUAUUUUAUGCUUUCUAUUUUAGGGUUUGAGGGUAUCCCCUAUACCCAGUGUUUGCUGCCUAAGUCUAUGCAGUUGUUAUCCAUUUUUGUGUUUUCCUUUUAUGUAUGUGUUUGUGUUUGUGUGUGUGCAUGUGAAAUACACAUGUUAUAGUCAAAAUGUUAGCCCAAAUAGCCAUGUAGUAAAACAAUCUUCAGUUCAGUCUACUUAGCAUUUGUAUCCCAAAUCUUCAAGCAUUUUGUUAACUUCUUGUGGCAUUCCCUUUAGAGAAUUAACCCUUUAUAGAAAGGCAGGAUAUUUAUGACCCCAACAUGCAAAACUUGGGCCAGUCUUGCUCAAUACAAACAAUAGGGCAGUAGAGUAUUACCGGGCCUUAGAAUGGCCAGACUUAACUUUUGCACAGGAAGAGAGUACACAGAAAUGAGACAAGGUGAAAGGGAUACCUGUACCUAUGUAUCUGUGCCAUAAUGUGCCAGCAUUUGCAAGGGACAGAGUAUGACAUGUUCUGUGUUUAUGUAUCUGUGCCAUAAUGUAACAGCGUGUGUAAGGGACAGAGAAUGGCAUGUUCUGUGUUUAUGUAUCUGUGUCAUAAUGUGCCAGCGUGUGUAAAGGGCAGAAUGUGGCAUGUUCUGUGUCUAUGUAUCUGUGCCAUAAUGUGCCAGUGUGUGUAAAGGGCAGAGUAUGGCAUGUUCUGUGUCUAUGUAUCUGUGCCAUAAUGUACCAGCAUGUGUAAGGGGCAGAGUAUGGCAUGUUCUGUGUCUAUGUAUCUGUGCCAUAAUGUGCCAGCGUGUGUAAGGGGGAGAGUAUGGCAUGUUCUGUGUCUAUGUAUCUGUGCCAUAAUGUGCCAGCGUGUGUAAAGGGCAGAGUAUGGCAUGUUCUGUGUCUAUGUAUCUGUGCCAUAAUGUACCAGCAUGUGUAAGGGACAGAGUAUGGCAUGUUCUGUGUCUAUGUAUCUGUGCCAUAAUGUGCCAGCGUGUGUAAGGGACAGAGUAUGGCAUGUUCUGUGUCUAUGUAUCUGUGCCAUAACGUACUAGCUUGUGUAAGGGGCAGAGUAUGGCAUGUUCUGUGUCUAUGUAUCUGUGCCAUAAUGUGCCAGCGUGUGUAAGGGGCAGAGUAUUACAUGUUCUGUGGCUAUGUAUCUGUGCCAUAAUGUGCCAACGUGUAUAAGGGACAGAAUAUGGCAUGUUCUGUUUCUAUGAAUCUGUGCUAUAAUGUGCCAGUGUGUGUAAAAGGCAGAGUAUGGCAUGUUCUGUGUCUAUGUAUCUGUGCCAUAAUGUGCCAGCGUGUGUAAAGGGCAGAGUAUGGCAUGUUCUGUGUCUAUGUAUCUGUGCCAUAAUGUACCAGCAUGUGUAAGGGACAGAGUAUGGCAUGUUCUGUGUCUAUGUAUCUGUGCCAUAAUGUGCCAGCUUGUGUAAGGGACAGAGUAUGGCAUGUUCUGUGUCUAUGUAUCUGUGCCAUAAUGUACCAGCUUGUGUAAGGGGCAGAGUAUGGCAUGUUCUGUGUCUAUGUAUCUGUGCCAUAAAGUGCCAGCGUGUGUAAGGGGCAGAGUAUAACAUGUUCUGUGGCUAUGUAUCUGUGCCAUAAUGUGCCAACGUGUAUAAGGGACAGAAUAUGGCAUGUUCUGUUUCUAUGAAUCUGUGCUAUAAUGUGCCAGUGUGUGUAAAAAGCAGAGUAUGGCAUGUUCUGUGUCUAUGUAUCUGUGCCAUAAUGUGCCAGCGUGUGUAAAGGGACAGAGUAUGGCAUGUUCUGUGUCUAUGUAUCUGACCCAGGAUUAUAGGAUCUCUAUCUAUGUGUUGUAUGUAAAAGGAUGAUGGGGAUGUUCAUACAUAACUGUAAAUGUCACAUUGAAUCUGUAUUUCCAAGGAGACAUAUGUGCUCUUUUCCAUGCACUGAACAACAUGUCAUUGUGUACAUUGUAUGUGCAUGGAGAAUGGCCACACAUGUUUAACAUGUAUUUGUGAAGAAGAAAACGUGUCUGUGUGUGCAUGUCUGCCUGUCUUCAAUAUCUGUCCCGUGGCGUACAAUGAGUGUCUUUUCAUUUGUCCAUCUUCAUACUUGCCAUCAUGUUUCCAUUGUCUUGAUUUUCAUUCUCUUUGCUAAUCCCUUCCCCCUCCCAAUCUUUUGUCUUUUCGCAGGACGCAGACGACAUGAUUAGAGGAGAAGAGGAGGAGCCUGAUGCAGCCAAUGCCCAGGAUUCAGAUGUUUUCACCCAGAAAAGUGUGACUUCUUCUCCCGAGGUAUCUCCACUCUCAUUAUUACCCUACCCGAGUUUCACAAGCUAUUCGAGUAGCAUCUCUUGGUGUACCUUUUAUGUGAAGAGCAGGAGAACUAUUCCCCAGGUAGUUCUCUUGGAUGGUAUCACUGCAACUACAAUGCAUCCAGUGCAAUGUGCUGUAUGUGCUGUGAUUAUUCCCUGACAAAGAAAAACACGGGCCAUCGAUGACACCAGUGUAAUGGCGCGAUAGGGGAGCUGCACACUGUGUUGGCAAGAGCUGUUAUGCCUGCUCAGCAGGAAGGAAGGAGGUCAACAUGCGACCUGGUAACAUGGUGGCCAGGUAAGGGGUAAGUAAAACAUGAAAUAAACCGAAGCAACGCAAUACACAAUAAUUUGCAUAAGGAAAUUUAACCUGCAAAAGUUACGCUGGCAUUAUUAUUUAUCUCUUAAUUAAAUACAUCAAAUAAAAAUGUUUGCCCAAGCUUCUGGAUUUUUUCCUGCGGUAAACUUGCUAAAUCCCACGCCAACCUUUGUGCAUUUAUGCGCCAUGUGACUGAGCGGAAGGCAAAGGAAUCUGGACAGAAAGAAUUAAAAGCGCACUAAUAAACCAGCCCUCGAUCUAAAUCCACCAUUUGAUAGUAGAUAGUCCUGGGUUAUAUAGCAACAGUAAAAUUCAAUAAAGAGGUUUUUCACACAGUUACUUAUUAAAGUGCUUUUAGUGCAUGUGCAGAGGGCACCAUGGCUCUGAGCAGAUCUAAUAGAGAACGUCACACAUUUCAAAACAGAUCAUAGGCAAAGCUGACACAAUAAAUACAGUACGAGAUCCACCACACUUCUCUAGAAAUUUAACAUAUUGAUGGGCAGCACAGGAAAUGUGCUAUCCUGCAGUAUGUAGUAUUCAGGUGCUACAGGGUGAAUUAAUCAUUCUGCAGUAUAUGAAUUCUGUAUACAGCAGGAAAAUUAGAAUUAUUAUGUUAGCUCUGAUUGUGAUCUGCCUUGAAGUGUGUGACUUUCCUCCAUUAGAUUCGCUCAGAGCUGCUAUGCCACCUGCAUAUCUACUUGAAUCACUUUAAUGCGUAGCACUGUGGAACUCAUCUCUAUUGCAUUUUACUGCAGCUAUAUAACACAGGAUUAACUACUAACAAACUGUGGAUUUAGAGAGAGCGCUGUUUUAUCUACACUGAGAGGGACAAACCUGACAGUGGAUCUGGUCUCUUCUUUCAUCCUAGUUUUUAAUUAUCUGGGGAUUUAAUUUCUCCUACAGAUACCAAUCGGCAUGCAAAUUGGUAUGUUUCAGCUUCUACGGGAUUCUCUUAUUUUUUGUGCAGCCAUCUAAAGGCCUUUCUGGUAAUGAGUUUUAAUUAUGUUAACUGUAAGGCAGAGCUGGCUACAAAAUCAAUCAUGGUUGUACGCAAUACGCAGGCCAUCUUGUUUGAUGCAUCAAUUCUACCAUAUCUAAGGGGUUAAGGAAGGAAUGCGAUUUCCUUAUAAAAUAGGUUAAAGGAUCACUAUAGGGUCAGGAACAAAAACAUGUGUUCCUGACCCUAUAGUGCUAAACACACCAUUUAGAUGGUUUGCCCCCCUUAGCCCCUCUAUAAAAGUUUAAAACUCACCUUAUUUCCAGUGCCGCGUGGGUCCGUCGGCGCUGGCUCUGCCCCCUUUGUGUCGUCAUCAAAAUGGCCGAUUUUUAGCCAAUCCAAUGCUUUCCCAUAUGAAAAGCAUUGGACUGGCUAAAAUCGGCGUGGGGGCGGGGCCAAAGGCCGUUUUGGACACUCAGGACCUCCUUAUAGAGAUGCAUUGAAUCAAUGCAUCUCUAUGAGGAAAAUUCAGCGUCUCCAUGCAGAGCAUGGGGAUGUUGAACGUCAGUGCUGCUUACUGUGCAGCCUUGAGCCAGGAAGCCCCUCCAGUGGCCAUCUAAGGAGUGGCCACUUGGAGGUGUCCCUAGGAGCAAUGUAAACACUGCCUUUUCUCUGAAAAGGCAGUGUUUACAUGAAAAUGCCUGGCGGGAGCUAUUAUACUCACCAGAACAACGACAUUAAGCUGUAGUUGUUCUGGUGACUAUAGUGUCCCUUUAACGAAGGAUGCUAUACCGAUAUCAAAUAAUAUUAAAGUGAAUUUCAAAUUUAAGCCUAAAGUAGCCAUACUGGAAGCAUUUCUCCAGCUGGCAAUUUUGAUCUUAAAUUUGAAACUCACCGUUGAAUUCACUUUGAAUUCUUAUUUUUGUAAAUAACCCUGGAAAUGUUGUUAAUGUGAGGAGGUGGCUUACAUUACAGACCUCACUUAGCAAUCGGGUUCCGUUCUUACUACUAGGUCGUAAAACGAAUUGGUCGGUACGUGAGGAUGGGCUAGGGAGCAUGCGCAAGAGAGCAUGUCUAUGUUCAGGGUAAUUCCCCUGAACAUAGACCAGCUGACUAGCGCAGUGAAAUCCACGAAUCUAAGUUCUGGGAAAAUUAUGCCGAACAUAGAUUAGUUCACUAGCACAGGGAAUUCCUGGAAUCUCUACGCUAGAGAGCUGAUCGGACGUCCGAGCAGUCGUAAAGCAGGUAGGUUGCAAAGUGAGGACUAUCUGUAUAUAAGGAACAAUCAGAGUACAGAGAAAUAUACCUUUAUUGGCAUCAUACAUUAAAUGGCUAUUACUAAAUUUAAUGUGGUCAUGUAUGGUGAAAUAAUAAACCUACCUGCUUUUGCCUUGAUAGUCAGCAUCAAGAUUGGUAUUUUUGGCCCAUGUGCCGUAGCCCUAGCUAUAUGAUAAAUCCAAAUACAUUAAAUAAGUCACUGACUUUAUAAUCAAACAGAUAAAUUACUAAUUCCCAUAAACCCAACACUCAUCCAGAUAACACUUUCUUUAUUGACUUUCAUUGAUAAAGUGUCUGAUUUUAUUGGUAGGAGGUUCUUUAAAUGUAACAAACUAAUUUGUUGACUUUUGCACAAAUCUUGUCACCUGCAGCAAACUGAUCAAAUUCCUCUUAAUCCGCACCCGAACAAAUAGACCUGUUUGGGAUUUACGUGAUGGAUCAAUUCAUUUGGUCAUAGAUUAGCAGGUAUUUGAUUCGUUCGUUGUAGGUGAAUAGGACGUGAUGGAUCAAUUCAUUUGGUCAUAGAUUAGCAGGUAUUUGAUUCGUUCGUUGUAGGUGAAUAGGAUUUGUGCAGAGUAUAGGAGACCAUGAUUAUGUGAUAAACUUGCUUUUCAAUGGUCAUGGGCCUGCCAUGUGCAAAUUAGUUAGUAGUAGUAAUUAGUAGUGUGCAAAUUAACAUGUAAUCAAAUCAUUCUGAUGGUGUAUACCUAAACAAUGUUCUAUUAAGCAGUUUCAAAUCCAGUUUUUUUCUGCUAAAAUUGCUAAAAAUGGUUUAGCCAAAAAUCCAUACCCUCAAAGCAUCAUCACCACUGCAAUGAACUAUAGUGGUUAUGGUGGUUGUAGUGCUCUUUACGCAAAAUACAAGCAAGGCAUAGUAGCAAAUAUGUUUUUGUACCUUGACAUUUUUAGGUUAAAUGUGGUGACUUAGUAAAUUGCCCUGUAAAACUUGAUAUAUGGUUUUUAUGGUUUGUUCCCCUUUUUCAUAUAUAAAGUCCUGACCACAUUAAGGUAAAUUGCUGUAAUAAAAAUAUCUGCAAAAUGUAUGUGCUGAGCACUUCAGUAACUGUAAAAAAUAUAACUGUUUUAAUAUAUAUAUAUUAGUGAAGUACCGUGGAUGUAAAACAAUAGGAGUUUGAGAGCUUUAACAUUUUUAACCUUUGUAUUUGAUAAGUUCAUCGCAAAAUGUAACCCAUUAAUGCAAUAUAUCUUACAGGGUUAUUUACAAAGGUGGGAAUUCAAGGUGAGUUUGAUGUAAGGCCAGUGCAGCUGAACUGAAAGCAUAGCUGACUUAGAGAUUUUUCAAGUUUGGCUAUUUUAACCUUAUCUUUGAAAUUCACUUUGAAUUCUUACUUUAGCGAAUAAUCCUGUAAAUUACCAUUAUAAAUUUCUAUUAUGUACAAUACUAGGAUUCCCUGAACAAUAAUGUCUUUAGAGAACAUUUAAAGGAACAGAGAGUAGGGGAAAGAGUGACAGGACGGGGAAGUGCGUUCCAGAGGGUAGGUGCUGCACGAGAGAUGGAGAAGGAGAUGGGAUCGAAGGUAAGUAGUGAUAGGUGCAGGAGAGAUGGGGAGAGUUGGAUCCCAACAUAGCCACCAUGUUUCUCACCUGACCUAGGGAUAUGGAUAAGGUAGAUGCCACCAUGUUUCUCACCUGACCUAGGGGCAUGGAUAAGGUAGAGGCCACCAUGUGUGAGAGCAGCAGGAAUCAAUGUCAGAAGAUGACAGCCAGCUUUCAAUAUUUGCUAAAAGGAUGAAACAAAUAUAUCAUGGACGGAUGUGAGUUCAUUACACAUGGAGCAGGCGUUCCAGAGAGCACAAGAAAAGGCAGGGCAUAAGUGCUACGGCUUACUGGAAAUGAGACUAUCAGCAUUGUGUGUCCUAGGAUUUUUACUGUGGAAGAUGAAACUGGAAUGUGAAAGUAUGGGAAGAGCUACGGGGCCAGCGUUAGAGGAGAUGUUACCAGCAGCCGCAAGAUGUAGUAGGAUUGUGAGCAAAGGUGAUAACGAGACUUGUAUUAGUGGGUAUGACUGGAGGUAGGUGUAUUAGAAGGGGAUAAUGUAGAACCAUGGCUGAGAGAUAAUAUUAGAUGAUAUUAAGAUCUUCUUAUUGUCCCUUUUUGUUAUUGUGCUGUAGAAACAUGAUGUCUAUCAUAUAAGGCUUAUAGUACACUUUCCACAUUUUUCUAAACUAGUGGUUCCUAAUCCAAUCCUCCAGGGACAACAGUGGUCCAGAUUUUUUCAGUAUCCCCGUAGGAGUGGAAUUAGACUCUUGGUGUGUCUUAAGGACAAUGGCCUUAAUUUCAUACUUUUAGAUAAGCUUUUUUUAAAUUAUUUAAUAUUUUUAGAUAAACUUUUAAAAUACAUUUUCAAAAUAUUAAAAUAUUUUAAUAAAAAACCUAUAUAUAAACAUAUCAAAAACAUUCACAUAUUUUUCAGUAUAUAAAAUUAUUUGAAAAGUUUAUCCAAAAACAAUAAAUCAUUUUAAAAGCUUAUACAAAAAUAUUAAAUUGAGGCCUAAGUUAAGAACCACCAGUAUGAACGACUUUAUCUGUCAAAGCUAUUUACUAGACUUUGGCUUGGUUUGAUUUAAAAGGCUAAGAGAGUUUUGUGGUUACUUAAUAUUUUCUUAUGAGUUAGUUUUUUAAGGACAUACAAUCUAACUGCAUGAUUAUAAUCCACAACUUAAUCUAAGAUGAAAAUCUGUUCCACUGACGACUCUCUUCUGUCCUAUUAUUGUUGCCAUUGCAACAUUCAAAUAAUUUUUCUUUUACAUGUGCAGUACUUCACUAUAUAUAGCUUAUAUUUUUCUUUUGUUAUGUGCUCCCCGUUGUCUUUUUCAGUAAUGGUAAUUAAAGUGCUACACUAGAUAAUAAUGUUCUAGCAUUUAAGUGUCAUUACAGUAUAAUGUAUUCAUUAGUAGGUUCUAACACUGUGUAUUGUUAGAUUAUAGUAUUAUCAUAGGGUGCAGUAUGUUUUUAAUCUUAUCAGCACGUAAUGUUUAAUUUGUGCAAUUGACUAAUAUAUACAUAUUUUCUGAAAAACUUUCAAAAGAGGUGGAAGUGCUUAAUUUAACAAACAUGCUUGCUCUCCUUAUACACAUACCUCUAACUCCUCUUGCUCCGGUUAAAAUGCAGGGUAUGGAGCAUUGGGUUAUUAUAGAAAAGUCGUCAGACAGUGCUCAGGCAUCUUUUGGAGAAGUUGGAAAAAAAGAGAAUGUGCUUGCAGGAGCAGACUUGUCUCUCAAAGGUGAGGAGCUGUCCCAAAUACAAGAACAUCUACCCUGGGAUAGAGAAGAGACUGUACAAGAGGAGAGGGGGGCAGAUAAAUUUGUACACUCAACAAAAGGGGUGGCAAGAAGAAUCAGGCUAACACAGAGAGAGGAACGUUUGGUGAUGGUGACAAGUGAGUUGGAUGAUGUGGAUGGUGUAGAGAACAAGGCAAGAACCGCUCCUGACGGUGCACCAUCUGAGAAUGGCAGAGAUUGGGCAAUCAUUGUGGAAAAGACAGAUCCAAGCAUUGCUUGGAUACCUGGAGAAAAAUCUGAGAAAAGAGAGGAGAAGGCUAUAAAAGGAGUAGAGAUGACCUCUUCAAAAAGAGAUAGAAGAGGUGGAGCAUCAGACAAAGCCCAGGGCAUUUCUUGUACGUUUGUGGAACAUGUGGAAAGCAGGCGUGUUAUUGUGUGUGAGGAGGAAACUGAUGACAGUGCUGAGGAACUGGAGAAAGAAUAUUCUAUUGGAAGCAGUUGGAAUGAUCAGGAAAGGUCAUUGGUUUGGCUUGAAAGUUCUGGUUACCAAGAGCUUAGUGGAGAAGUUAAACAGGACAACAGAGAUGGUUCUGCAAAGUCUCAUCAACAUGGUGAAGAGAUACAUUUUAAGGAAUUAAACAGAAGAGAAAAUGCUGGGAGCCUCUCAGGACAUGCAACAUCUUCUUUACUAAAUGGAAGAAAAGAGGUAAAUCAAGAAUAUGUUACCACUGAUUUGUUAAUGGCAGAUUUGCAUUCAGAAGAGGCAAGAGAAGAGAACCAAGUGACAAGUAUGAACAGAAGAGAAGAGUUGGAAGCUUCUGCACCGAGGAAUGAACCGUUGUCUUCGGGUGUUGAAGUUACUGUAGAAAGAGGUACAGAUGAAACACCAUUUGAAGACUGGGGUCCACCAGUGCUUCAUUUUAUGUUGCCCACCAUCAUACCACUGCCUGUGUCCAUGCCUAGGGAUCGAGGUCACCAAGAAGCACCAAGGUCUCCAGUCACAAACCCAACUGAGAGGAUCCUCCUUCAACCUAACCCAAGAUCUCCUUCAGUACCUUACCAAGGAGGAGAUAACAGCCCUGUGGAGUCCACGACUGAUACCCCUGGGGAUCUCUCUUCUCCAGAUUCUGGAUGUGAAAUCACACUGACAGAUGCGGCGGUAACUUUGCUUAGCUCAGAACAGCAUGUAUGUGGAGGGGGAGGGGGAGGGAAGACACAGAUCUUGCUUAGCGUGGACAUGUUGUGAUUUGGCCAGCACGUCGGGCCCCUGUAUGUGUAAGAAGAGGCAUGGUGUCAUGGUGGGAGUGGUCUACCUGUAUGUGUCAACUCUCCCACCAUCUGCUUCUGGCUGGGUCACCUUCUGGCUAAAAAAUGUUCAAACAUUUACUGCGAAACGCAUGGAAGCAAGAGAGGAGACGGGAGGGAGAAUGGGUGGAGGCAUAAAGGAAGGGUUGCAGUCACAGCUGCUUCUAACAUAGGCCUGGGAACACACAAAAAUCAAUUAUUCCCACUCCAGGAAUCAGGCGUAUCCAAUGACAUAACAGUGGUUCAUUGGUUAUAUCAGCUGUCUAUUAACCCCGUCUUGGAAAGAAUUGCCUGGCUGCUACCUAGCAGGUCUUUGCCCGUGCUAACAAAAAUGAGUAGCUUGAAAAUCCUGGAGUUGCACUUUUAGCAUCAUAGCAAGGAAUGGGCUACUAAUCUCCAUCCCACCUCCUCCCCACUCCCUGCACUGAGGCCGCUUAUUCCUUGCUUUUGUGCUGCUCAUGUAGGCCCUAAUUCACCAGGCUGUGUUAAGGUGAGCAUCGUAAAAAACAAUAUUGGACAUAUCUUCAUAUUUAUUGCUUGUGAUGCUGCUAAACAGACAGGUAAAGUAGGAUAGUUUAAUAUCUUCCAUUCUAUAUUUUUUUUUCCUGCAUAAUCAUUUGUCUUCCAUUCUAUUUUUAUCACAUUGCUUUUGCACAGGGGUGGCCAAAGGGCAACCGUCCCUUCCCAGUUGUUGUAGAGCUACAGCAUUAUACCAGCAAAGAAUCUAAUGAGUUUUACUCUAGAACAGCGGAUGGUUUCCAUUUGGUCAUCCAUGUGUUAGCUCCAUCUUUUCUUCUCCUCUCUGUUUCUGGUACCUGUCCUCUCAAUUUUCAGUUUGUAAGCCUCAUGGAAGUACUAGCAGCCUAUACUCUAAGUACCGUAGUAUUGCCUUAACACAGCUUAGUGAAUCCAGGCCAACUUUAGCCUCGCUUUGAUUGCGUCCUGCUCAGCAUUGGUCUCAUGCAUCCCGCCACGGGGCAUUGCUGUCUUUCCUUAGGGAUUCCCUCACUCUAAUCCUUCUCUCCCGCUCUAGUGUCAACCCCUCGAACCAACAGCCUGGGAGGAAAGGGAUAUCCCGUCCGCCCUCAGAGAAGUCUCCCUACCGGACCAGGGUUUUAGGAAAGCCGGGACAGUCUUUUAUCAGGUCGGGGCCCUUGUUAGCCCUGAUAAUACUCUUAUCCCCAGUAUUAUGCUAAUAAUACGAUGUAUGCCUUUGUAUGUGCAGAUAAAUAUGUUUGUUUGUCUAUGCAGAAUAUUUUGUCUCUGUAUGUAAAGUGUUCAACUCAGACAUGAAACACCUUACAUACACCUUUGCUUUGGCCACCUACUUGUAUACAGUGGAGUUUUGUAGUUACAGAGCACAUAGAUAUUAUUAAAACAUGCAGAGACUUCUGGAGAAUUCAUGUCACUUCUACGACUUUUAAGUCACUUAUGGAAACCAGCAUAAAGAUUCAACAUACUAAAACGGUUUCAUCUCUGGUGGAUCUUAUCUCAUUUGAUUUACUAUACCUCAAUACUUCACAUGCUGCUGAAAUUAGCAGAACAUAAAUGGGGUACUAUCUACCUAGGACAGACUAGGACUGUCUUUAAAAUUAUUAUAGUUUGGGCCAUCACAUUGCAUUCCCGUGACUGCUAAAAACUUAAAGAUGAUUUCUCCAAUAGCUUAGUUUCAUUGUCCUUUAAAUGUAGAGCUGGUUGUGUUGUCCCGUCUAUGCAUCUCUUUAAUUGGUCUGUGUCAAUAAGAAAAAUAAAAGAUAACGCUGUUUGCUCCAGUCACUUUCUGAUAGUCCCUUGUCUGUUAAAACACUUCAGAGUUUGGUUAAUUAGUAAGAAAAAGUCAUGAUUCAAAUAGGAGUCUUUGUUCCUCCCCAUCUUUGAGUCUCUGUCACCGAUUACCUUCCCAUCGAUGGCUCUUUCAAUUUCCUUAGAGAGUGAGCAGCAGGGAAGCAGAGGAAGCACGAGGAGCUGGAGAUGAGGAACAAAACACUGGUCUGCUGAAGGAGAACCAACUGAGUAUUGAAAGGAAAUGUUCCAGCAUUACUGUCAGCUCAACAUCCAGUCUGGAGGCUGAGGUGGACUUCACAGUUAUUGGUGAUUACCAUUCCAACGUAGGAUUUGAGGACUUCACCCGCAGCUUGCCAGAGUUGCAUCGAGACCAGGGAGACGGGGCAGGAGGCCCUGCAGAAAAUAAUCCAGCAGUAGAACCCCAAGAGACUCAUGAUGAGGAUAGUGAGGAUCAAUCUGAGGUACAAGAUUAGAGCAUAGGGGUGUUUGUCAGGAACUACCCUAUGUUCUUUGUAAAUAACAUGGGGCAAUGUUUACCUGGCAUCCCCAGUGUUAUGAUUGCAUGGAACAUUUACAAAGAAAAGAGGUGUUGCAUGCCUCAUCACUUUCCCAUUAAUUUCCGAUUUACCAUCAGCAUUGAUCGUCAUGUUUCUAUUCAUGCAAUAUGGCGUUUCCAAGUGGUCUUUUCACAAUGCAUGAUCCAGUCUUCCUAAUCUUGAUUUGACAGCAUGAUGCGCAUGUUAGUGUCAUUGCAUGACAUCACCUGGUAGAACUCAUAUCAUAUGUGCUAGCAUUUCCUGUCAGGUAUGACAUCAUACUCAGUCAUCUACCAUUCAAUGUUUUACACCGAUAUUGUGCAUGUUACGUUGUGUCGUUUGUACUGCUGUAUGUGUUCUAACUUCCACUGUGACCACUUCCAACUUUAAUGAUUUUUCAACUAUAUGACUAAGUUCUCUCUUUAUUAAGGCAUGUCUACAGAGAGCGCAGAAAGGGGUCUUGAGAUCUGAAAGCAGCUCAAGUCGGACAGAGAUACCCGGCAUAGUGCACACGCAAGUUAUUACCGUUCAAACCACCCAGGUAAUUCACUUAAGAGUUCUCUCUAAACGUUCUUCCUGCCUGCUCUCUGUGUGCUUGUCAGUUUCUGUGUAUAUGUUUUUAUAACUUUCUAAUCUGUGUCUCUAGAUGUUAUGUCAUUUUAUGCUGAUUGCAACAAACUCUGCUAGGUAGUAACAGAGAGAAGAUGUUUAAAAAGAAUAAGCUUAAAAUAAUAGGAAUGCUAGAUCCACUUUUAAAAGCAAAAAAAAGAGCAAAUCCAGGGGAUGUUUUUAAGAAUAUUAGCAGUAAUAGUAGUAUUAGUCUUAUUACAUACACAGAAAAUUAGGAAAACAAGUUUUCUGACACAUACAUUUAUAAAGUUAAGAUCCAUUGUUGUGAAAAUGUGGAUUCAAGCAAGUUUGCUAAUAAUUAACCCCUUAAGGACACAUGACAUGUGUGACAUGUCAUGAUUCCCUUUUAUUCCAGAAGUUUGGUCCUUAAGUUGUUAAAUAGUACGUAAAAUUGUGUAGAUUUUGUCAAGAAAGGAUAAACAUAGUCAGAUAAACUUUGGUACUACCUGGCAUUCCCAAGAUGCUUAUUGGUUGUAAGUGGUAUAAUAUCUGCAAAGAAAACAUUCUCUAGACAAGACCACUCGUUCAUCUCCAACUUGUAGACAUGUGGCUUUUGCUAAAGUCUCACCCUAUCUUAGUUUUAUUGUGACAGAAAUCAAGACUCAUCAGACAAAGUUAAGUAAUUCCAGUUUUCAUCCAAUUUUGGUGAUCAUGUGCCCAUCAUAAUCCUACUCUUUUUUCUUAGUGACAGGAGAGGACUCGAUGUGGUCUUCUGCUACUAUUGGAGAUCUGCUUCAUGGUUCUUAAAGCCUUGAUUUUAAUGAUGUCCUUAUAUACCAUUCUGUUGUAAACAGUGGCUAUUUAAAUGUUUCUUUGGCUUUUCUGUGAACUUGAAAUUAAGAGCCUUCACAUUAUCCCGUAACCUUUCUUAAAAUAAAUGGACUUUAGUGCACUAUUUCUCAGUGGUGGUGGGUCAUACACAAUUUACUUUUGAAUGGACUGUCAAGGAGUUUUGGGGUUUUCCUUACUCCUCAGUGACGGACCAUUUUGUAAACUAAAAUAUGGCAGUAAUUAAAAUCCCAGGAGGUCAGCCGUUUCUGAGAUGAUGGACCCACGUUUUUUUGUCUCCAGUAAUCAAUCAUUGUCAAAGUAACUUCGAUAACGUUCCCUGGUUCUUUGAGGAGGCUGUGUUUAAUAUAAAAUGUCCUAAUUCAAAUUGCAAAGAUAAAAUCUUAAAUAGCGAUCCAAAUUCAACAAUCUGAUACAUGCGCCAUCUAAUACAGUUUUACAUAACCAUAUCAAAAAAUAUACAAACAGAAGAAGCAGAGAAUGGGAGGAGAAGGGGAGGGGGAAAUAGGGGGCCCCAUGUCCAGAGAAUGUUUGCAACCAGAAAAUCAGUGUGAAUACAUGUAGUUUUAUGUGCCAGUUUAAAUAAAAGCUUCCCAGAAAUACAGUAAUUGCUCUCAGUAAUAACACUCAUGAGCAAGAGUCAAAAUGACAAAAUGUAAAUGUGUGUUAAUUAGAGCUGUCAUAAAAUGGAGCAGCUGGCAGUUGAAAAUGGAGUGAUAAACAGGCAGCUAACCAAAAUGUGUGAGGGCACCACCGCACAUGACAGUGCAGGUGAUACAGGUUAUUUUACAUUAGUCCCUUCCAGUUAAAGGGACACUAUAGUCACCAGAAUCAUUACAGCUUAAUGUAGUGGUUCUGGUGUCUAUAGCCUGUCCCUGCAGUGUUAGCACUGUAAGCACUGCCUUUUCAGAGAAAAAGAAAGAUAAACUAAGCGUGAUUGGCGGAGGUACCCAGGCAGGGUAUCAGGCAGUCCGCCACACACUAUAUUCAUAAUUCAUAAUAGUUUAAUGAAGCAGUUUUGGUGUAUAGAUUAUGCCUCAGAAGGUUCACUGGCCAUUUAGGAGUUAAAUCACUUUUGUUUCUGUCCAUGCAACCCUAGCUACACCUCCCCUGGCUGUAACUGACACAGCCUGCAUAAAAACAAAAUGGUUUCAUUUUUCAUCACAUGUAACUUAUUUUAAAAGUUUUUAUCUUAAAUAAAGAUUUGACCCCAAUGUAAAGAUUAUGUGCCAAACCUUUAUCAUGAGAUAAAUAGUGCCCCCAAGUGUACACUAAGAGCAAUUACACAGAACUCUCCACAGUUUCUCUUCUCCUGUUUUGUCCCACUUACCUUUGCUUCAUUAAACCUGUUCUCUUCUACAGGUGGGAGAUACGGAUCCUGUUGUCAGCACUCAGAUCACAACGACAGAGACUGUAACACUUGCUCAGGUUGGCAUCCCAUCACUGUUCUAAUGAACCUUAUUGUUUCUACUUGAUCUGAAUAAGCUGGGGAAAUCUAAUUUGAGCUCCCUAGUGUUGUUAGUUCUGGUUAUAAACCAUUGUUACCAUUGAAACAAGCACAUUGGCCUACUUGGCUCUUUGAUAUUACCAUAUACGGUUAUCUUUUUUUAAAAUUAUUUGUUAGCCUUAUCAGCCUUUUCAACUUGUUUUAAUGUUACUGUUUUUUAUGCACCAUUUGAUACCUUUGUGUUCUCAUGUGAAUUAGUGUGGUUUACCAUCCCUCAGAAACUACAGGCCAUACUGCACCCUAAAAUAAAAGCAUAGUCACAAGCUUUAAUAUUAAAUUGGAGGCUAUAAGACAGCCUUAUAACCACAUUCAGUCUUAUAUCACUCAGUUUUGUCAAGGACAAAAUUCUCAGUGUAUGCUUGAAUGGAAUUUCAACAUCUUCAUUCAUUUACUUAAAAUAAAAUCAAUGAUUAAUUAACUUAGGGAUCGUCGAUGGCAAAGUAACAAUUCAAAGAGUUGUGGUUUUUCUGUUUUUUUUUUUGUUUGUUUUUUAACACUGGAUUUUAUUUUGUAGUUCAUCUCCUGACCGGUUUUUAAUGCUAUGAAUUAUUUAAUUGCCAGCUUCAUUAGACUAUUAGUAUAAAGUAAAAUAUAUCAAUUAGUAAACCUACCAUGGGUUGUUUGAUGAUAAACAAAUGGCUAAUGCACAGUGAUGGCCCAUCAGAGACCUUUAGCAAAUAUUAUAUUCUACGGUCAAAUAUGGCAUUUUUACUACUGGGAUUACAAGUUAAAUAAAUUGACUAGCUUACUGUAUUCGUAACAUGUGUGACUUACUUUUAAAAUGUACCCGCCACAUUCCCAGAUGAUACCUAACUGGGUGCCUUUGAGUUGUUUGCGUCACUUUUUCUUUCCACCUUUCCCUUUAAUUGGUAGCCAAUAUGUCCUGGGGCUUCUGAAGGAGGAGGAAGGGGGAUCAAGAUUUAUGCUACAGUGAUAUUUUGCCGCAGUCCACUCAAACAAGUUAUUUUUUUUGCUGGUUAAUAAAACAUUCUGUAAAGUGUGUCAAUUGCCUUCAGACCUUUUCCUUCUUAUGUCAUCCAGCCUGAGGACUUUAGUACGGAAACAGAAAGUGCAGAACAAGUCCAGGCAGUAACAACUGUAGAAAACACGCAGGGGACACAAGCAGACGCCACGCGCACCCAACAUGUACGUUUUUGAAAUCUCACCAAGCAGCCUAAAGCCAUCACUUUCUGAAAUUGCUUUUUAAUUGCAUUGUAUUCAACUUUUUGUGUUUAUGUAUUUUCUCUGCCUUACUCUUUUUUAACAUCUUAUUCUUCAGGCUGCCCACGGAGCAAGUGUCACCCAUGCGGCCACCGCGGAAACACUAUCCUCUUCAACAACUACCCACGUCACCAAGGUAAGAAUGGCAUCUGAUAUGCUUUAGUGUUUAAACAAAAAUAUCAUAAAGGUCACCCUCCAGUGGCCGACAGUGUAUGUCCAUCCACCAGCGUACUAUUUUAAAUACAAAUCCAUGAUGGCUGGCCAGUUGGACCAAUGGACCACGUCCAUUGGAUGGUAUGGGAUCCACACAUGUGUCUUUUAACGGUUUGGAGAGUCUCACUAUUAACGUUUGCUUUGCAGCAGGUUGCAAGCAUUUGUACCAAUACAUGAAAUGGCUUAUUGGUGUAAUCUACCGUCUAUCCUUUCCCUGAGAGGUCAACAGCCUUCUCUUUGCUGCAUAGUUCAUCACAUUAUACUUUAGAAUCACUUGCUCAAGCAAAGACAACAUUUGUCUCAGUAUAUCUUUUGACUGGGUUGGAAUGUCUUUGAAAUUCCGUUUUAACCAUCAGUUAGUCCCUCUGGUUUUCCCUGCUUCUGUGAAGGAGGGGAGAUCAUAGAGACUGUUGGAUUUCAAACACUAUCUGACCCAAGGUGCGUGUAUAUGGCUGAAGGAUCCUGUCAUAUACUAAAGGUAGAGAUGAGUUUUUCUAUUUUUAAAAAAAAUGUUUUUACAUAAACUUUAUUUAAAAAAAACAAAAACAUUUCCUUACAAUACGUUAUAAAAGGAUUAUUAUAUUACAAAGUAGUUAUGAGGUUACAGUUGCCCUAUAAAUGUUCCAUGUUCUAUAUUAAUAAUGGCUGCUGGAUUUAGUUGGGUGGUUUGUGAUUGUUCCAGGCUUAUCUUACCUUUUUAUUCCCUACUCCCCAUUUCCACUAUGUAUCUGUGCAGACUGUCAAAGGCGGGUUCUCUGAGACUCGGAUAGAGAAAAGGAUAAUCAUUACUGGCGAUGAAGAUGUAGACCAAGAGCAGGUAAUUGCGUCAUAUAUCUUAAAUUAAAUUAACUAAAUUCAAUAGACGAGAGCAGCACAAAAAUCUGUCAUAUCGCCAGCCUCUAUAACUAGAGAUCACUAGAUAACAAGCAUUUUUUAUAUAAAUACAUUAGAAGAUUAAUACUGAGAAGAGAAAAUGAAAGUAUGAUUGGACGGAUCCGAGGCAAGUGCCAAAUUCAUUCCAGAAGAGACAUAAAGACCAUCAACCAGCAAUUAAAAUAAACUAUAUAUCGCCAACAGAUUCCACAGCAUGGUACAAUAGUCAAACAAGACAAACACUUAAUUUAAAAAAAACAUGAUUGACCUAGUGGAAUAGUAGGUGAAGAAUUGCCCUAUCCAAACAAGCUCCUAAAAUAUAGUGAGAAUAGCUUGGAAUUAAAAGUGGAAUUUACAGUGAACUUCAAAUUUAAAGCCAAGAUAGCCAAGCUGAAAAGAAAAUUGACUUGGAAAUGCUUUCUAAUUUGGCAUAAAUUUCGAGAUUCACUUUAAAUUCUCAGCCAUUCUUACUCUAGUGAACAACCAUGUAAGUGUCUUGAUUCACCCGAUUCAAAUGUAUUGUCAUAGGUGAUGAUAUAUAAAUAUUUUAUAUUUCUAACACUAAAAUGAAUUCACAUUAAAAUACACAAAAAUAAGUCCUGCGCCCAGACUCCCACUAUUCCUGGGUGGCAACAAUGACCAUAGUACACAUCAGCCCCAGUACAUACAAUACAAACCAAAGGAAUGAGUUACCUGCACACUAUCCCAAAUUCCUAUAUUAUAUUUAGAUAAAUGGAGGUUUUCUGUUUCAAUCCAAUGGUCAUUAGAAGUAAGCCCACCUGCCACGUCAAGGCAAACCUCUUAGGGGAGUCCUACACUAACAAUCCACCUUGCAUCUUGGGGGAGAAGUACUCACUAACACAGAUUUAUACAGAUUUGUCAACAAUAUUUGAGAGAAAUAGACCUUUUGUGUACAUAGAAAAAGUCUUAGAUCUUUGAGUUCAGCUCAUGAAAAAUGGGGCAAAAACAAAAGUGUUGCAUUUAUAAUUUUGUUCAGUCUAGAUAAAUGAAUGUUAGGCUAUGUGCAAUGAUCUUCUCCUGUCUUGAUACAUUUUGUGUGCCUUUCCUCUAGGCUCUAGCAUUGGCCAUAAAGGAAGCAAAACUGCAGCAUCCAGAUAUGUUGGUCACCAAGGCUGUGGUGUAUUGCGAGACAGAGCCUUCCCCUGAGGAGUCUGGAGAAAGUGAACAGGUGAGAGUGACAGGGGCUUAAAAGAACAAAUGUAUUCCUAACGCUAGAGUGUUAUACUAUCAAUUUAGAUUCAGGGCCCCCAUCCCCUAAGUAUAAAAUGUAAAGAAAACAAACAAACAAAAAAAAAACAGUUUUUCUUACAAUAUUUUCCCCAGCACGCUGGUCUCAUCAUAGCCACCUCUGCUAUAUGAGAUCAGCAAUGCUAAAGGGCAAAUGCAAUCUAAUGCUUCCCCAUAGCGACUGGGCACUGGGAAUGGCAGCUUCUUUCUCAAAUUUUCUUAGAGCGCACCACUAGUGGACACAGAAUCUGUGUCUAACAUCAUAUCAAAGCAUAAGUACUAUAGUUAAACAAAGUAAAUGAGCAGAGAAAUCCGUGUCACUUGGAUCUGUACAGUAGUUGUUACCAUGUGAGGUGUUUGGAAAAUAUUUAAAGGAACACUCUAGGUACCAUAACUACUUAAUCUUAUUGAUCCUGACCCUGCUGUCAAUGGUAUGAGAAAUCUGUCACACUGGCAAAAUAAGGUUUUAAAUAAUGAUUUGCUGUAAAACCCUUUUAUUCAAAGAGCUGGGAGUUACACAGCUGCAUGCAGCGCCAAUCAUCACUAAGUAGGAGCAGACUUUGGAAUUCAAAGCGCUCGUUCCCCUCACCAUCAGUCCAGGUAUACUAUUUGACUGACAGGGCUUGGAGGCGGAGUUAGGAUCUCCACUUUCAAACCCCAUUCUCCCAGUUUGACAAACUUGUCAAACAAAUGGUGGCAGGGACAGAGUCCAAGCACCAUAACCACUGCAAUAAACUGAAGUUGUGCUAGAAUGUCCCUAUCAAGCACAGGAUCUUUAAUGCAUUCUUAAUGUUAACAUAGCAUAUUCCCAUCAGACCUAUGAGUACUAUCAACUUGCAAGAAAGCUGGAAGGUGUCUUACUAUUAAAUAAUAAUCAUCUCCAAAGUGUGUCCAGAUUUGAAUUGUAAAAGUUUCUCUUGUAAAUAGACACAAUACAAGAGCUCCUAUCUUGCAUUGACUGAUAAUAAACAAAAAAUAAGACAUAUAAUUUGGUCUCUUCAUUUAAUAAAGACUGUGUUAUGCUUUGUCAUUACUUUGGUAAUAUCUGAUACUUUCACUCUAUGUACGUACAGUUUUUUCUGCCGAUUAUCCCCUUUUUUUUUUCCAUAUAGAAAUCUUGACCUUGGAUUUUGGAUGUGAAACCUCCCCUCUGCCUUCCCUGCUGUUCCCCACCUAAAAAUAAGGACAUACCCUCUCUUUCCUGAUCCCAAACCAUGCCAGCUGCAAAACCUUCACACCAGGGUGAAACCACGCUGACAGCGCCCCCAGACAGAGAGAGAGACUUGCCACCCUCCCAGGAGCAGAAAAUCAAACUCCUCGCAGUACAUGGAGCAACAAGACACUUUCUUUACUCCUUCUCCCCAUUGCUCCCUCAUCUCCUGAGAAGCAUGCGUGGCAAUGCGUGACUGCAUGCGGCAUCUACAGGGUUACGUUUAUCUGUGAAGUUAGGAAAUUUAUGCUCUUAGCUAAUACAGAGGUCUCUGACCAAACCCCUCAGUGAACGUCAGGGCAUUUCAGUAGUGAAUGGUCUAUUUAAACUAUAACGAGAUCACGCCUCCAUUAGAUAGAACCCCAUCACUGUGUAAACCUGUGCUUAUAAACUGCAGACUGGGGGACAUUGUACGUUAGAUAGAACCCCAGCACUGUCUGAGCCUGUCCUGAUAAUCUGCAGUCAGGAGGUCAUUCUACUUCACAUAGGAAUCUGAGAACUGUCUCUUUACUGGUACUUUGCAUCCAGGAGAUCAUUCUAUAUAUAAUCUAUCCAUAGCAUUCCAUUUCCUCCUCUGCAGCCGUAGCAAUAUAAUAUUUUGGUUAUGUCAAGAAAAUGAAGAAAUCUGCAUUUUGAAGAGGUGGGUGUGGAUUUUCACUUCUACAGAUCAAUGCGAAUCAUUAAAAGGCUGAUCUUUUUCCUGGGACAGUAGAUGUUACUACUCUAUUAACCUGUUUGUUGCCAGCUAUAGAGCCUGAAGAUGCUCUUGCUCCCUGGGGAUCGGCUGAGCCACGUGCGUGAAAAUUUUAACAUGGCACAGGGGGAGGCCUCGCCCAAUGCAAUGCUGUGCUCUCCCCCAAGUCCCUCCUCCACCCUGUGCUCCGUGAUCACUGCUCUAUAGCCAAUAAAAACAAAGUCAGUGUGUUAAUCCUUUCUUUUUUUCUAGUCUUUAUUCUUCAUUGACUUAUCCCAAAAUAUCAUGAGUUGCUUUGAGGAAAGAAAGCAAAGAGCAAAACAGAAACAACUUCUACUUUAAUCGGCCUAGACUUUUAUUUUAGCACACCUGUUGGUGCAAAUCACAUCAAGCCUCAAGAUUCUUUUUUUUUUUUUUACUUGUCCCUCUGUAUGUUCCAGCUGUUGUACAUUUAUUUUAAUAUGAAACAAUAAAGUUUUGUAGUUUUUACUUUGGUUUUUAUGUUUCUUUAUUACGUGCUGAAAUUUCGUAGAAGCUGCUUUCUGAUUUGCUCUUUGCUGUAAGACAGUUAUUUUGGUAGACUCCUGUUGUGCUACAUUGCAACUCUCUCAUCCACAAACAUAAUACAUAUACAAUACACCAGAAACUACGAACGCUUUGUAGUUAUGCUGAAAAUUUGAAAACUAAUGGGUCCUCUGCUAAUGUUAAAAACAUACUACAGGCAUAAAGAAAACGUUAGCUUAUUGAAGCAGUUUUGAUGCAUAGAUCAUAUCCCUGCAGUCUCACUGCUCAAUUCCCUGCCAUUUAGGAGUUAAAAAUGGAUUUUAAACAUUAGAUCUCUCUUUACAGGAAGAGUAAAUUGUUGUUUAAGUCACAGGCAAG
This is a messenger RNA of Pelobates cultripes (western spadefoot toad), 82146 nucleotides long. Lineage: Eukaryota; Metazoa; Chordata; Amphibia; Anura; Pelobatidae. The record is from the annotation of a GenBank genome assembly.